GGAUGCUAGGCUAUAAACGAGGCAAUACGGCGAGCAGUUGAAGUGAUCCAAAAUGUCGCAACAGCAUCCGUCGAGGCCACCCGGAGGAGGUCACGUGCCUCCGGGUAGCUGGUCAGGACGAUCUAAUGCGCCGAGAGCACCGAGUCCCUUCAGGCCCGCUUCACCAUAUACACCAUCGUCAUCGCCAUAUCCGCAAGGACGAAUCCGCGGGCCUCCGACUCCAGUCCAUCCAGCUCAUCCUAUGUCACCACUUGUCUAUCCCGGAAUAAUGAUGCAUCCGAUGAGUCCGGUGCCGAUCGGAAUGCCAAUCUCACCCGGGAUGUCGCCCGUCUUCGGCUGUCCGACUUCUGGUUACAUCCAGUGCCCAAGGCCACGGUGGCCUUCGCCGAUUCCUACGGGUAGUCAAGCGCCAAGGCCAUUCAUACCGACGCAGAGCACUUCUUUCAGAAGCGAUUCGGCAUCACCGGUACCAUGCGCUCCACCGGAAUAUCUUAUAGCACCCUACAGACCAGGGGAUUACGAGUAUGUUGGUGUACCCUUAGACCAUACGCAGACGGACGAAGAAAGUAGCGGUCCCAGCACAGCCGAGAUCAUCGCCAGUCAGAGUCAAGAUUACGUGGAUGAAAAACUCGCCGAGUACCAAGCUACCAUUCAACAAUUGCAAGACGAACAAGAACGCGUGCAAAAGAAAACCUUCAUAAAUUGGAUCAAUUCUCAUCUGUCGAAGAGAGUUCCUCCGCUUCGUAUCGAUGAUUUAAUCGAGGAUCUCAAAGACGGCACGCGUCUUCUCGCCUUACUCGAAGUUCUUUCAGGAGAGAAACUGCCUGUAGAGAGAGGCCGUAAUCUAAAGAGACCGCAUUUCUUGAGUAAUGCCAAUACUGCGUUGCAAUUUUUACAAGGCAAGAAAAUCAAAUUAGUGAAUAUAAAUUCGUCUGAUUUGGUUGACGGACGACCGCCGGUAGUAUUGGGCCUAAUAUGGACUAUCAUUUUGUAUUUCCAGAUCGAGGAGAAUACUAGAGCCCUCGAGUAUCUUGGACAAACAUGGGGCAGUCAGAGCAGCCUCGAAAGCCUUGGCACUCAGGGCUCGGCGGCAAGCGAAAGAAAACGCAUCAGCAGCGAAAAGUGGAAGCAAAGUGCACGGAAAACCUUGCUUCAAUGGGUCACCAAUGCCUUGCCGAAGGACGUUGGUAUUCAAGUUCGAGACUUUGGAGAAAGUUGGAGAGACGGAAAUGCUUUCUUAGCCAUUAUCGAUGCCAUAAAGGCUAAUUUAGUAAACAUAGCAGCUAUGAGAGAAGCGUCGAACAAAGCUCGGCUAGAAACAGCCUUUCAGGUUGCUGAGAUCGAACUAGGUAUUGCCCGAUUGUUGGAUCCUGAGGACGUGGACGUACCGCAACCCGACGAAAAAUCAAUUAUGACAUACGUUGCCCAAUUUUUGCACAAAUAUCCAGAACCAGGAAACACAGCUCCUGAUUCUUUCGCGGCUAUACAAGAAGAAUACGACAGUCUUCUUAAAUGGCUAAAUGAGAGAGUCAGGCAUCUCGAACAACUUGAUAGAACAAAUGCCUAUCCACAAAGUUACCCGGAAUAUACGCUGUUUAGAGCAGAGACUGAUGAGAAAUCAAUUAUAUAUAAAAAGAUGCAAAGUUUGGUCGAUACACCUAGUAUGAUAAGUAUCACACGAGAUUCUUGGAGACAUAUACAAAUGUUGUGGCAACAAAUGGAACUCUUUAUGCUGCAUUGGCUUUGGCUACUUGAUUCAGCGUUACCGGGAGAAUUAGGAGAAGUCGGUAAAUGGUUAGCAAGAGCUGAAGCUCUCUUAUACUCAGACAAUAAUAUACCACAAGAAAUGUCAGAAAGCACGGCGAAUAUAAUCUCGAAUAAGUUGGAAGAUCAUAAAAAAUUUUUCCUCGAUUUACCGACAAUGAUGGAGAAAUUCCAACACGCCAAGAACUCGCCGUUGGCGCGACAAGUCCGACCAGAACAAUUAGAUAACAUGUCUACACGCUUCGAUAGCUUGCCUGAUCGUGCCGCUAAAAGAAGGGUGAAAUUAAAGUUCUUAGAACACAAAUGUUGUUUGAUUGCUUUCCUAUAUCUCGUCGAGACCAAAUUGAAAGGCUGGAAUAUUAAAUAUGGCACAGAGCAGAAAGUGCAUCAGAUGUUGGAGCAAUAUCGUAACUUUGUUUCCCGAAAUAGAAUAUUCCAGGAAUUUCAAAAGGCUUACUUGGAUAUGCAGCAAGUGGCAGAAGAAUACAAGCGUGACGUCGAUAUUGAUCGAGAAGAGAGCCUCAACGUUGAUCGUUUUAUGCGCGAGACGGCCGAAAAAUGGAAAAACGUGUCGAUGGAUUUGCGCUGCGUCCAGAGCAUGCUCGAAGAAGUUGUCGCAUAUUGGUAUCGUUGGACCAUUGUCUCAGAUGAAUUCGAAGCAUGGCUACUUCGUGCUGAACCUGUCCUGAAUCUCCCAGAGGAGGAAAGAAUGGAGUUCUUUCAAGAUAUCAGCGUAUGGAAAGAUAAGCAUCAACAAUUGUCGGACACUGUAAGCUUUCUAAUUGCCACAUCCGAUGAAUCGGUAGCAUUUCGAUUGAAGGAGCGUUACGCGAAUCUGACGGCGAGAUGGGAACAGCUCUUCCAAGAGGCCAAACAGUACAUGCAUGCGGGUGAUCUCAUUCGAACGAGAAAGGAUUACAAGGCGGGAGUAGAGACUUUGCAGAAUUGGUUAAGAGAUGCCGAGGCUGCUUUAUCGACUACCGGAUUAAGCUCCACCGAACGGAUCAAAGCUUACGGAGAGAAACUGCAGACUCUUCACAAUGAAGUCGAGGACAUUGAAAAUCUCUUUAAAAAUAUCAGUAAAAAAUUCCAAACUCUUAUCCAGGAUUUGUCCCGCGACGAAGUCGAUAAGAUGAUGAACACACUAAAGAAAGAGAAAGAAACUCUUGUUAAGGUACGCGCUUUGAUACCGAUGCAAUUGCACUUGUAUCAUCAAUUAUUGGUACAACAAGAAUCUCUAGAAGCAGGGCAGAAAGAGAUAUCUGCGUGGCUAGAUGAAGCCGAAAGUUUUUUGGCAAAUAUCAAUCUCGCAGGUGGUAGAGACGCUGCUUUGGCUCAACUAGAUCGUCAUAAAGCCUUCUUCUCGAGAACACUUUACUAUAAAUCUAUGCUGGAAUCUAAGAAUAAAGUAUUCGCUAACAUCGUCAAGGCUGUGGAUAGUCAUGCCGACAUAGAGACUGCCGAAGGUGGAGCUACCUUAAGAGAACUCAAUGAUCGAUUUAUUAAAGUCUCUCAAGCGGCGCAAGUCUGGGAACAACGUUUGCAAGAAUCUGUGCGCCGUUGGACGAAAUUUAAAGAGUGCGAGCGACAAAUCUCUGAAUGGCUUUCGAUUGCGGAAACAAUGAUCAACGAAAAGCACAUCGAUAAUCGUCAAUCCGUCGAAUAUCACAAAAACUUCUUCGGUAAAGUCAAUGAAAAGUGGAUACAAGAUCUCGUAAAGGCCGGCCAAGAUCUUCGGAAUGUAUUACCAGUUGAUCAACAACUUCCCGUUGCAAAAACGGUAGAGAAUCUUCAGGAUCGCUGGAAAGAAAUACUCACCUUUGCGCCGCUUCAUCUAAUGAAGCUCGAGUUCCGCCUAGAUGAGACUAGCUUUCUUCAAUAUCUCAAAGAAAUCGAGAUGGAAAUUAGUUCUGAGCAACAAGCACUUAUUAACAAUGAUGAUGUGGAUGGUAUUCAACAGCGCAAUAAAGAAUUUUUCGUAAACCGCGGCACCGUUCUCGAAGUCGAGCGUUGUCUACAGACCUUAAAAAAGAUUAGUGAUGCUUAUAACAAAUUCAAGCCGAAAGAUACUAGCUUGGUUGACGCCGCGCAAAACGCCGAACGUUUGUGGGAAGAAACCGCUCAAAAAGUGGAGAACUUAAGGGAACAAUUGCGAGAAAUUCCACAACAAUGGGCAACUUAUAGACAAAAGUUCGAUGAGAUGGUGCAUUGGAUGGACCAUGUUGACAGUACGUUGAGAACCAUUUUACAUGAAGUCAAUACUUUAGAAGAAUUUGAGAAAGAGAAGACUAUAUUUCAGAAAAUCUGUCGCGAAGCUGAUAGCAAGCGUGAAGAAAUGAAAUGGCUGGUUCAAACUCUCGACAACUUGACAUUGAAUCGUUCGGAUCGCGAAGCACUCACGGCGCAGCAAAAUUUGGAGCAAUUGAUAACUCGAUAUAAGAACUUGAUUCCAACGAUCGAAAUUACAAUGACGAAGACAGACAUCUAUUCAAAAAGUUAUACUUAUCGCAAAGAGGUACGCGAAGUAUGCACUUUGUUGCGCAAAGUUCGCGAACAAUCAAAAGUUGAAGUCACGCCUGAGGUUCCUGAAAAAUUACAAAACGCGGUGGCUCAUCAGGAAUCCCGCCUUAAUCAAUUAGAGCAACAACGAGCAACCAUUGUCAGUAUGUUACAACGCGGUAAAGAUCUUCUGAAAGAUCAACACGCUCCGCCUUUCGUCUCUUCCGAAGUUCAACAAUUAGAGGCUAACUGGAAUGAUACGUAUGGCCAAAGCAUGGAGAUAUUAAAAUCUUUAAAGGAAUCGCAAAAACUCUGGAACACUUAUCAAGAACAAAAGAACGAGAUUUUGAGAUUGAUUGAACAAGCUGAGAAAGAAUUGCGUCAAAUUGAAUUAGCAUCUUAUUACGAUGCCGCUCAAGUAUCCUCCGACCUGCAGAAGAAACAGGAAUUCAAUACAAAUUUGAGAAAAUCAGCCGAAGAAAUGAUAACGAAAUUGCGUGAAACAUAUACUAAUCUUUCUCAAACAUCCGCACCACCAAGCAAACAAGAGAUUCUAGAAAAGGAAGUGACGGAAACUGAACAGAAGAUGGAACACACGUUAAAGAUUGUGCGCGAAAAAAUUGUUUAUCUUCAGGAACAUAGCACUCGGUGGAAUAAAUUUCAAUCAAAGCUCGUAGAGCUCCGGUCUUGGGUUCAGCAAGCUGCGCCUCAAUCAGUUGCAAACAUAGAAGAUUCUACAGCAUCACCUGAGGAAAAAGUUCGUAAAACGGAAAAUCUACAGAAAGAAAUCAAGGAAAAAGUAUUGAUUUUAAAUGCAUUAGAAGACGAAUCCCGGAAACUUGUAAAAGAAGAUGACACACCGGCAAAACAACUUCGUGGCGACAUUGAGAAUCUUCAUAAGGCAGUUGAAUCGUUGAAUAAGAGCAUAGUAACGCAACGUGAAUUGGCUACACAAAAUCUUGCAACAUGGAGAGAGUACGAAGAAGGCAUUCAGAAGAUAAAACCUUGGAUUGAACAAGCGGAGUCAAAAGUAGCUACUAUGGGCAGCAGGCCUACUACUUUGGCUCAAGCUACGCAAAUGUUAGGAUCGGCAAAGGCUUUUCAAGUUCAAUGUCAACAAUAUCUUCCAAAGGUCCAGAGUUUGUCAACGAUUAGUCAGCAGAUAACUGGAAAAACAGUGGCACCUGAUGAAGUCGACGCUGUUUAUACACGGUGGAACGCAGUUCAUGACGUGGCGGUACAAACGACGACCAAACUUGAUAAAUUAGUCUCAUCAUGGAACAACUUCGAAUCAGAAGCAAAAGAGUUUAAUGAAUGGUUGCAGAAUAGUGAAAGGGAAGCUCUUAAAGAACCCAAUGUUCAAACACCCGAAGCCGCAAAGUUGGAAAAGGAAUUGGCACAUUUGAAAGAAUUCAACAAGAGCAUAUCCGAUCAUCAGGCUCAAUUGAUAUCACUGACUCAAGUUUCCGAUCAUAUUAGCCAUGGUUUAUCGCUAGACGGCGCCUCCGCAUUGAAAGGUCGCGUUGCUGAAAUGAAGAUUAGAGUAAGCAAACUCGCAGACACAGUUCGACAUUACAUUAAUCGCGUCUCUGACUCGUUGUUAGCUAGACAAGAAUUCCAGAUGAAGAUCACCGACUUCGAAAACUGGAUGACAAGAUUGAGAUCUAACAUCAAUGAGAUCGGAGACGUAAAUGUGGGCAAUGUUGAUACUAAUUUGCAAACAAUGCAUGCUUAUCUUCAAGAACAUUCGGAAAAACAACCAGCAUUUACAGCGAUUUACAACGAAGUAAAACAACUGUCAUCGCGAGGUUCUAUGUUGGAAGCCGCCGCAUUGAAUGAAACUUACACGUCAUUAGCGAAGAAAUACAAGGCGCUCGAAGAUGACUUAAGAGAAAAGAAAAAAGGCUUAGAAAAAUGGAUCGAACUUUUGAGCUGGCAUAAUGACGCCAAUGCGCAAUUAAAUCAUUGUAAAUACGAAUCUGAAGCCAGAAAACCAACUAUCGCCGAUCUCGAUAGACUUUCUUCGGAACUUCAAGUUGUACAUACAAAAAUCAACACUUGGAAGGAACUUGUCCCGCUAAUGGAUAGCACUCUGGGAAUACAUGUUCGUGACAAGCAAGAGAGACCAAUUACUGCAACUUCCUUACUGAAUGAUCUUGAGUCCAAGGCCACAGCUUUGAAGACAGAAUUAUCUGCCAAGAGAAACAAGUUGGAGAAUCUCGAUGCUAAAUGGGAUAACUUUAGAAAAUUACAACAAAAAAUUACGGAAGAAAUCGUCAACACUCAGACGAGCCUGCAAAACAUCACAUAUACCGUUGAUACUUGCGAAAAACUCACGCCGGCAAUUGAAAAGAUAGACGAUUUGAUCGAGGAUCAUCAGAGACGAGAACCGGAAAAAGAAAGUCUUCAUCAAGAAGGUGACAACUUGAUGAAGGAGGAUCAACGAGCGAUAACUAAUAUUCAGGUAGUGGUUUCUUCAGUGGAUGGAAAUUGGGAAAAGGUUAAUGAACUUCUGCGUGAGCAGAGAAGGAAAUAUGCUGAAAUGGAUGCCGAUUGGAAACAGUAUCAGGAAGCCAAGGAGAAGUUGAACAAGUUCAUCGACGAAGCGAAGAACCUUUGUCAGUCGGUCAAAGAUGUGUCAACUGAUAUCACCCAGGCAAACGUUGCUCUGGAAAAACAUAAGAGAGCUUCAGAGAUUUUAAAGAAGGGUAAAAUAUUUCUGGACAAAAUGGAUGGCAAGGCGCAACAAUUAGCGAAAGAGACAUCGUUAAUGCCAAAUUUCAAGACAAGUCUAAUCGAAUCGGAUUUAUCCAAUAUACGAAAAAAAUAUCACGAGAUUAAUGUUAAGGUGAUCGAUCGGACUCAAGCGUACGAAACACAGGUUAUCAUCUGGAAGCAGAUCGAAGAAGCAAAAUACGAACUUACAAAGUGGCUCAGCGACACGAAUGAAGCGCUUACCGCGGCUUGUGAUCGUUUACUCGACGCUGAGAACGGACAAGCGUUAUUGAUUAAAUAUCGCGAGGAAUUACCAGUAUAUCAACAACUUCGUCAAGGUAUCGCCACGAAGAGCGAACAACUCGUCAAACUGAACGAUGACGCGAGCAUACCAACUUUGAAAUCUCUUAAUGAUUUAUUGGACGAUCAAUUUAACGUUGUUAAACAGGCUGCAAAUAAGCUCGCGUCGUUCACCUCAACUUUCAACGAGAAAGAAAAAGGUAUCAAGCAGGAGUUGAAGAAAUGCAGUGAUACGAUAUCAAAGAUUCGCGAAGAGAUAAUCAAGUGUGAUGAUUUAACUGGCGAGAAUACUAAGAUUUUGUAUAGAAUCAAUAAAUGUCAAGAAUUGAAGACCGAACUGAAGAAAUGCGAUUACACACUUUCAGAACUUGACGAGAAAUUAACAGAUAUGGUAUCAGAAUAUCCAACUGUAUCGAAGUCUAGCUUACCAAAAGAAUUGCAAGCGUUGCAACUCCGUAAAGACGGCGUAACCAGUCACGCUGACAAAGUUAACGCAACGUUGGUAGCUUUUUUGACAAAACUCUAUCACGAAAAGUUUGGCGCUCUGCAACGCUUAGUAGCAACUCAUAAGGAAAAAGUAGCCUGGUGCGAACCCGAACAGAGUAGUGAUCGUUACAAUCUUGAGGUAAAGAUGGCCUCGUUGAUCGAUGUGGAAGACGGUAUUGCUGAUUGCGAGACUCGAAAAGUGGAUACGGAUAAUUCAUUGACACUUCUGAGCACUGUCGAGAGCAGCGAGACCAUUUCUGCUCUUAGAGACGAACGCGAUAAAGUUACUGCCGAUCUGGAGUCUUUGAAAGUCAGCUAUGGCAAAAUCAAAUCCGUAUUGCAAGAAAAUAUUGCUUUGUGGCAACGAUAUGAAUUUACAUCAGAAAACGUAAUUUCCUGGCUCAAAGAGAACGAGAAUAAAAUCAGAAUGGAGGCUACGAUGCUUCUAAAUCCAAACGAGAUCGACGAAAAGAUUGCCGAAAUAAUACAACUUAAGGAAAAAGUCGAGAAUUAUGAAAACGAGAUGAAGGAUCUGAUCGCACUCGGAGAGGAGAUAACCAAAGUUAGUCCAGAAUCUCGCGUGGCUCAAUACGUCGGACAUUUGAAUACGCGUUAUCAUUCGGUCCUUAAAUUUUUGAUUCAACAUUUAGACAGACUCAGAGAACUCAAACAAAUUAAAGGCCAAUAUGCUGCUAAUGUAAAGGAGCUGGAAUCGUGGUUACUAAACGCAGAGCAGAAAUUGAAAACUUUUGACGAGAUCAGCGGUCCGAAGCCAAUGACCUUCUAUCAGUCUCGCCUGAAAGAAUUAAAAGCGUUUGGGGAGAAACGCGAAACUGGACAAGCAAUUUUAAAUCGAACAGCGGAAGCGGGUGAAACACUUUUCGCGAGAAUAACACCAGAUCACAGGGAACUCAUCAGAAGUGAGCUGAGAAAUUUGCGCAGUCGGGUGGAAGCCUUGGCCGAUCGCACAAACGUAAUUUAUAAGAAAAUCGAGAGCGAUAUGAUGCAUCGAUCCUCGUUCGAGGACAAGUAUUCCCAAGUAAAGCAGUGGUUAGUUGAGGCACGGAAGAAAUUAGGUGACAAGCUAGAUCUGCUACCGUCGCUUCAAGAAAAGAAACUCGCCUUACAUUUGUAUAAAGCUAUUGCACAAGAUGUAGGAGUUCAUCGAAAUAUCUUGGAACAACUUCAAGAUAGGCUCGGAGCAGCACCAGAUGACGAGGCUAGCGAGAUGCUCAAUAGCGUGAUUGAAGCGCAUGAAAAGCUAUCGGAAGACGUAGAUGAUAGAAUCGGCAUAAUGGAAAAGUACGUUGCAAAUCACGAGGCCUAUCUUCAGACGUUCGAGAAGACGCGAGACUGGAUUAACACAAUGGUAAACGAAGCGGCGCCCAUCAGUGAGGAUCUCUCAAUAGAUCGAGAUGCAGCUAAAUCCAAGAUUGUUUUAAUCGAAAACGUAUUGCAACAAAAACCAGAGGGCGAUAGAAUUAUAGCCGAUUGCAAUCAGCAAUUAAAUAUUAUUUUGGAGCAAACCUCGAUAGCUGGUCACCUCACAUUAUUGAGAGGUUUUGAACAGCAGAAAAAAGUUUGGGAGGAUUUCCUCCAACGAUGCGCUUCAAGCAGAGAUAAAUUGAAUCAUCUAUUCAACCAAUGGUCCGAAUUUGAAAGAGUAGUCGAGGCUCUAGAAUCUUGGCUUAAACAAAUCGAAAUGCAGGUGAAAGAUCAAAGCUUGAAAAGCACUGAGGAAACUAAGCGCGCGCACUUACAGAAAUUGAAAUCCCUCGAAGAGACUAUCAUAGCAAAGGGCACGGAGUUUAACGCGGUGGUUGAGAAAAGUCAAGGCGUAGAAGCGGAAUCCGACUUGGUUACUAAAGUAUCUCGUCAAGCUACUAGAUAUCAAGCAAUUAGGAAUCAAGCAAAAGAAGUUGUAGCGAGAUAUGAGCAAUACGUAAAGGAGCACAAUCUGUUCAACGAAAAGUAUAAUCAAUUCUUGAAUUGGAUCAAUGAAGUUCAGGACGAGUUGAAGAAACAUAGCGAGAUUGUUGGCGAUUUGGCGGUGUUACAAAGCAGACAGAAGCAUAUCAGGGAUCUCGGUGACGUUCGAACUCGCGAGAAUGCUCGUUUCGAAUCUGUCAUCGAUCUCGGUGAGAAACUUUAUGUGCACACUUCACCGGAUGGUAGAGAGAUAAUCAGACAACAAUUGAGAAAUUUACGCAGCAUGUGGGACGGAUUUUCCGAGGAUUUGCAAAGUUCGAUGCAGAAAUUAGAUCAAUGUCUAAUGCAGUUCGCUGAGUUUUCGUUGUCUCAAGAGCAAUUAACGACUUGGCUGCGAGACGUCGAGCGCGCAAUGCAUCAGCACACAGAAUUGAAAUCAUCGCUGGAGGAAAAGCGCGCACAAUUGCAAAAUCACAAGAUCAUGCACCAGGAGAUCAUGUCACAUCAGACAUUGGUCGAAUCGGUUUGCGACAAAGCGCAACAAUUGGUCGAUCAGACGAAGGACACUUCUCUGAAUGUCUAUUUGCAAUCCAUAAAACAGCUCUUUCAGAAUAUCGUCGCCAAGUCUCGAGAUUUGUUAGAGAAUUUAGAGGAUUGUUGCGAAAAGCAUCAUCGUUUCAAUCUUCAAUGUAAAUGCUUCUCCGAUUGGUUAAAUGGAGAACGAGAGAAGCUAGCAGAAUGCAAUGAUAUAACGGGUGAACGAUCUGAAAUAUCUCGCAGAUUAACAAGCUUAACGUUGUUAAAAGAUGGCCAGGCACAGGGAGCAGAACAUCUCACCAAGUUAAAGGAAUUCAGUGUAGCUGUGGCUAAUAGUACCGCGCCGAAAGGUCGAGAAGUUAUCAACAAGGAAGUGAUAACCUUGGAAAAUAAUCUGCGCCAAUUCCUGAAUGAAAUUGAAUCUGUAGAGGAGCGACAGAAAGCAGCUUUGAAAAGAUGGCAGAACUUUGAGGAUCAGCUGGAAGCUCACACAAAGUGGUUCCGUUCUAUGGAGGCAGCAUUCCGAGAUCAACAGUUGCAGCCUACGUUAAAAGAUAAAGAAGCACGACUUCGCGCGUUUAAAGAGAAACGCGAGAUUAUCGCGCAACAAGAGCGGGAGAUAGAUGAAUUCGUGGACAAGUCACAUAGUUUACUGCACGCGAGUGGUAUUGAACGCAUCAAGCCAUUAAUUUCUCAAGUUAGCAACAGAUACCAGCUGUUGCACGUGCUCAGUAAGGAAGUAAUAAACCGUUGCCAAAGCAUCGUAGAUGAUCAUCGUGCUUAUGAAGAAAAAUUGAAGGCUAUUGAUGUUUGGCUUACACCUCUCGAAAAAAAUUUAGCUAUUUUGAAGGAAGAUGAGAUUGGUGGAGAUCUCGAAGCGAAGAACUCGCGUUUACAAGUUUUGCUAGCCGAAAAAGAGCAAGCUGAACAUCGUUUAACUAGCUUAACGUCUCUUGGUGAAAGGAUUCUUCCAGACACUUCCGCUCAAGGGCGUGAAGUAAUCAGACAUGAAUUGCGAAACGCUCGCGAAAGAUGGGAUCGUUUGGCAGAAGGCAUCACAGAGCAACAGAAAAAGCAAGAUGCUCAAUCUUUACAAUGGUCCAGUUAUCAAGAGACUCUACAACAGAUUCUAACUUGGUUAGACACGAUGGAACGUGCAGUUAAACAAGAUUCCUCGAUGGUGUGGUCCUCCUUGCCAGAAAUAAGAUCAAAACUACUCAAAUUGAAGACAUUACAUCAAGAAAUCUUGGCUCAUAAACGUCUCAUCGAAGGCAUUUCCGAAAAAGCCAACGCUUUGGUUCAAGUUACUCAAGUUCCAUCGAACGUUCAUGAAAAAGUCGUUUCUGUUUCGAAGAGAUACGAAAAGUUAGUGGAUACAUCUCAGAAAGGAAUAUCGAGCUUGGAAGCAUUACUCGAUAUUUUCCAGCAGUUCCACGAUCUUCAGAAAGCUUAUCAAGAUUACCAGAAACGUCAAUGGGAACGUUUAGCAAAUUACAGUGAUUAUACAGGAAACAAAACUGCUCUGCAAGCUAGAUUAGCUAAAGUUAUAGAGAUACAGGACAGUCAAAGCGAAGGUGAAAUAAAACUGAAUGUCCUUGAAGAACAUGUGGCGCAGAGUGCGCAUACUUUGCCACCUCGCUCGCAAGAAUCUAUGGAAAGAGAUUUAGCGAAUCUUAGAUUCGAAAAUAAGAAAUUCACUACAGCUGUAAAUGACGUGGUACGUUGCAUCGAAGAAAGAAUACAGCAAUGGAGUGAAUACGAAAAUUCAUUAGAACGUUUGCUUGCUUGGCUUACUGAUGCCGAGACAUCAUUGAAGAACUAUUGUCUGAAGAACACGCUUGAAGAGAAACAGGAGCAACUUGAAAAAUAUCAAGAACUACAGAAGGUCGCCGAUUCGCGGAACAUGGACGUGACAGAACUGGUUGCGCUUGGUGACCAUCUCGAACAAUCACUGAUUGUAAAUCUCCGGCAAAAUGAGGCUGAAUUCGAUAAAAUGAGUGACGAUUCGUCGGAAUUGAUGCAGAUCAGUGGCGAGACUCGAUUUUCUGUCAGCAUUCAACAAGUCACAUCACGUUUCCAAUCAAUUCAGGCGACAGCUAAGGAACUGGUAAAAAAAUGUGAACAAGCAGUAGUUGAUCACGCUAGCUAUUUAGAUCGUUAUAAGCAGUGCUCCGAAUGGUUAGCGAACGCAAGAGUGCGUUAUCAGUCCUCCAAGGAAAACGUCAGUGGUACUCGUCAAAAGCUGAUUUCAAAUGUGGAAACCUUAAAAGAACUUUUGGCUCGUCAGUCCUCGUCUACUCUCUUGAUAAACAGCACUGUCGAGGCUGGUGAACGAUUGUAUCCUAUGACCGGCACAGAGGGCCGAGAGAUUAUUCGUCAGCAAUUAUUAGAUCUCCAGCAAGCCUUCGAAGAGCUUUAUGACAGUAUCGCUUUGACCGAACGUGAGUUACAGGCGAAGAUCUCGCGAUGGUCCGGUUUCGACGAAUGCAGCGAGACCUUCGAGAACUGGUUAAAAAAUACAGAAGCUCAAUUGAAGCCAGAAAUUGAACUAAAAACUACUCUGGACGAAAAACGUGCCCAGUUGCAGAUCUAUCGCACCAUCUUGCAUGAUGCUCAAACUCAUCAGCAAGAUCUAUUGAAUCUCCGAGAUAAAGCAGACAAUUUGCCUGAUCGUACCGAUAAGAUCGAUCAAACGCUGAAUAAUUUAACGAAUAGAUACAAUAUAUUACUAAAACGCGCGACGAAAUUCGUAGAAAGGUACGAAGGUAUAGUGAGCGAUCAUCAACAGUAUAGCAAGGCUGUUUUAGAUACGCAUGAAUGGCUGGAUGCCACGCACAAUGCCGUGAGUCUUUGGGGUGACGUGGAACUAGAGAGAGUAUCCUUGCACACAAACUUGGAUCGCCUAAAGAAUCUAUUGCACAGUCUGCCGGAAGACGAAUCGCGAGUGCAGCAAAUCAAGUCUCUGGGCGAAAAAGUAAUACCCGGUACUCUGGAAUCAGGACAGAUAAACAUCCGCUCGCAGAUUGAUUCUUCGCAACAAGAAUGGGAAGGCUUAAUCUCAGCGGUUAAAUCUACUAUUGAGUCUUUGGAGAACAAACUUCAACAAUGGAGCGAAUAUGAGAUAUCAAAAGAACGAUGUUUAGCAUGGAUGAGAGAUACUGAUACAAAGUUACAUGCCGUCGAUCUCAAGUCCACUUUGGCAGAGAAAAAGACUCAGCUCGAAAAAUUACGCACCCUUCAAGGUGAAGUUCGCGCUAAAGAACUAGAGAUUGACGCCGUUGCUGAGCGAGCUCAGCAACUGCAUAAGAUUGUUACUUCUCGCACUUCUUACAUAUCGGAUUUGAGUAUCAAAUAUCAACAGAUUUCUAGCAAAGUCAAAGAGCUCAAUAAUCGUUGGCAUCAGUAUGUUACUACGCAUCAAGAUUUCGAUAAUCAAUUGGCAGAAUGCACCACAUGGUUGGAAGAUAUAAAAAAUAAACUGGCGUACUGCUCCGACUUAAGCGCAUCUUCGCAGAAAGAUUUGGAGCAAAAAAUGGAUAUCGUGCAAGAUCUAUUAUUAUAUAAAGAGGACGGUUUUGCAAAAGUUCAAGGUAUUGUUGAACUAGCCCAGGCUGUUCUAGCGAAUACAGCUCCGGCUGGCCAUCAAACUAUUAAUGAUGCUUUAGCGAAACUUCAGGAACAGUGGAGCGCCUUGGCGUCAAAGAUGCUAGAAACCAAAACAAACUUGGACGAUUCAAUAAACAAAUGGGCCGGUUUAUUGGAACAAAUACAAUCUAUCAAAAAGACGGUGGAAUACAUGCAGAAAUCGAUCGAUGAGAUUUCACAGUUUCAAACAACGAUGUCGGAAAAAAGAAAUCAACUGGAGCGAAUCAAAGUACUCGAGGAGAAGGUUCGUUGCGAGAAUAUCGAGGUUGAUAGUCUCAAAUGCAAAGUCGCUGAGAUGAUUGCGAGUGGUCAGCAAGGAUUAGCUGCCUCGCAAGCUCAAGAUAUACUGAACAGGUUCGACGAACUUUUUGAGAAGAUUAAAUCUUUAUUGGCCGAACGAGAGGAACAGUAUAAAGAUCACCGCCUUUACAAAGAAGCUCACGAUGAUCUCAUCGGUUGGCUUAGCCGGGCUCGCGAGAAAAUACCAUCUAUGAAACAGAGAUCACUUAGCGAUAAACUAGCGAUCGAGAGUGCAGUGGUACCGCUCGAGAGUUUGUUGAAUAAGAAAGCUCAAGGUGAAUUGUUGGUGGAACAUUUGCAGCAUACUGGAAAUGUUGUUUGUGCCAGUACUAGUCCCAUCGGACAAGAAGUUAUCAAAAACGAAAUACGAGCACUCACAGAAAGUUUCGAAGGAUUGUUCAAAGAAAUUCAGCAACAGAAGAACCAAUUGGAGACUACUGUGAGUCAAUGGCGCGACUAUAAAGAUGAAUACGAGAGACUCAGCGACUGGUUGCAACAGUUUGACAUUCUCAUCAAAGCUCAAAAAAAUGCUCUUUUGCCAAAUCUGAAAGAAAAGGAGAAACAGGUAAAAGAAGUAAGGGAACUGCUCGAUAACUUAAUACAGGGCCAAGAGCAGAUUGAUAAAUUCAACAAAACGGCUGCCGGUCUACUUUCGUCUCAUUUGGAUACUUACGUCAACAACCAGCUGCGACAUUUGAAUUCACGUUAUCAGGUGCAAGUGAAUCUCGCAAAAGAUGUAUUAAAUAAAGUUGAGACCAAUCUGAGUCAACAUCAAGAAUAUGAGAGCAAUCUUGAGAAAGCCCGUGACUGGAUCGAGAAUGCCAAGCAAAUUAUACGUCAAGGAACAGAAGCUGCCUCGAGUAGCAGUCGCGAAGAAUUACAGAAUAGACUUGAUAAAAUUCAGGAAUUAUUAAGAAAACGCGAGGAAGGCCAGAACCUGAUACAUCUCACUGUAAAUUGCGGCGAGAAAGUCAUGAGAAACACGCGAUCAGAUGGUCGUGAGGAAAUCAACGCUCAGUUGAAAGAGAUUCAAAACGAUUGGGAGCGCCUGGUAAAAAAGAUCUCAACCACAAAAGUACAUCUCGAGACGAGUUUGUUGCAAUGGGCGGAUUACAGUUCGUCGUAUUCUCAGCUGCAGCAGUGGAUUAGUGAUCGCGAGGCUAAGCUGCAGCAAGUGUGCGAGCAAAAAGUUUCCAAAGCUCGAAAAGGCUUAGUUGGAUUGAGCUCUUUGGCAAUUGGAGAAAGAAAGGCGAACUUGCGACAAACUAACAGCAUCGUACAAGAUAUUGUGGCAUUUGAGCCAAUGAUUCAAUCAGUCACCACAAAGGCCGAAGACUUGCAACAAGCGACACCGGCCACGGAGAUCUCGAUUAAAUAUGAGACUCUGAGCAAACAAGCUCAAGAAUUAUAUGCGAAGCAAAAGGAGACUGUCGAACAACAUCAGGCCUUCAUCGAUAGUGGUAAUGAAUUUGUUCAAUGGAUACGAGCAGCCAAAGAGAGACUCAGCAAGUGCUCGGAGCCUACGGGAGAUAAGGAAUCUUUGGCCAGCAAAAUCACACAACUUAAAGUUUUACAGAGUGAAUUACCUGAAGGUCAGAAGAAGCUGGAGAAAGCUUUGGAACAAGGUAACGCCGCCUGUCAGAUCGCAGAUGAUGAAGACAAAGAAAUAAUCGAAGAAGAAGUGGCGCUAUUGCAAGAAGAAUAUGAUAAUUAUGUAGACUCGCUGAAUAACACAAAAACUUUGCUCGAAGUCGGCAUAGUGAAGUGGACUGAAUACGAGGAUCAGUUCUCCGAAGCUACAGAAUGGCUUACGCAAACUGAACAGCUAGUUCAAACGUUUAAUAAAUUGCAAGAUAGUCUGGAAGAGAAGAAAAAUGUUCUUGAACAAUUCCAGAUUCAUUUGCAAACAUUGUUUGAUUGGCAAAAGGAGCUAGACCGCUUGAAUAUGAAAGCUCAGAUGUUGUUGGAAACAUGUGCCGACACGAGAAUUUCUAAUGCAAUAACUCAACUCACUACCAAAUACAAUGCAUUGCUAUCUCUGGCUAAAGAAAUAAUGCGUCGAUUAGAAUUACAUUAUCAGGAACAUCAACAACAUAAUACUUUAUACCAAGAAUGUCAAGAUUGGAUAGAGCGCACGCGAGACAAGUUAAGCGAGUGCAAAGAUAUUCCCAGUACAUUAAUUGAAGUUAACAACAAGUUACACACGUGUAAAACUAUUCGACAGACGUUGGAGCAAGGUCAGAACAAAUUGCGUUACGCCCUGGAAUUGAAAGAAAAAGUCAUUAUGAACACGGAACAAAACGGCGCAGCAAAGAUUCAAGAAGACACCGAGAACUUAAAAAGCGAAUUUGAUAAGCUAUUAGUCGACGUCGAAGAUGUGAGACAAAGACUAUCAGCAAGAGCAAGUAUGUUGGAGGAGCUCAACAAAAUUCACCGACUUAUUUCGGAUUGGUUGGAGGAAGUUGAAGGCAAGAUUCAACCAGGAGACGUAUACAGAAACGAUCUCAGUGAGAAACGUGCUCUGUUAGAAAAAUAUAAGAUCUUGCAAAAAGAUAUUUACGGUCAUGGCGAAACAGUGGAUCGCUUGAAGAUUCGUCUUACUGAAAAUCUCAGCAUAUCCAAAAGUCCGUACGAACUGACAAUCAAUAAAUAUGAUAGUUUGAAGAAAUUAAUUUCUGAAAAAAUUCAUAAUUUGGAAGAUCAAGUCAAAGAUCACGAAAAAUUCCAACAAGCUCUGAACGAGGCAGGUGACUGGGUGCGUCAUACAAAAGUCGAACUUCAACAAUAUAGUGAUACUCAUGGCGAAAAAGAACGAAUUAUCGAACGAGAGAAUAAAGUCAAUCAAAUCAUCUCAUCCUUGUCAAAAGGCGACACAUUGAUCUCGAAAGUGAUCGAGCUAAGCGACGUUGUGAUCUCUAAGACGGGACCCGAGGGCCAAGAUUCCAUUAAGCAAGACAUGAAACAAAUACAAGCCGAUUGGAAAUCCUUGCAAGCACAAUGCCACGAUUCGCAACGAACUCUUGCCAACUGCAUCUCAAGCUGGUCCCAGUUCACGAAUACGUUAGAUGGCAUGAAGCGAUGGAUAGACCACUUCCAAAAGAAGAUUGCAGACGAACAGACUAAAGAUAACAAAACUCCAGAGGAUUUAGAGCGUUGUAAAUAUUUGGUGGAAGAGGCAAUUAAACAAAAACCUGUCAUGGAAGACUUGAAUGAUAAAUGUGAAGCUUUAUUGGAGAUUAGCGCUUGCAGCUGGGCGCGAGAUAAGACGGUGCAAUUGCAGUCAGCGUAUACACAGCUAUUGACCGAUGUGCAAGGGCUCGUCUUCAAAGUUGAGAAGAACCUCGCUGAUCAUACUGAAUUCUUAAAAGCCAAAAAGGAGAUGGAGGAUUGGUUACGUACUGCUCAAGGCUCGGUAGAAGAUUGUAUCGGUGUGGGAGAUACGGCUUGGGCAAGGGAUAAAUUAGAAACCUUGAGGCUGGUGGCGACGCGCGUGACGGAAGGUCAACAUCUACUAUCGACGUUGCAGAAUGCUUUUGCAAAAGCAAUAAACAUGGUUCUUCCAGAACAACAAGAUCAGUUACGAUCGGAUAUGGCUAAUCUACGUUCAAAUUGGGAGCAAUUAAGCAUAGAUCUUAAUACAGUUCAAGCUAAAGUAAAGUCGGUUUUGAGUCGCUGGGAGGAUCAUGCGGAAGCACAUAAUAAAUUUGUAAAGUGGUUAGAAGAGAAUGAAGAAAUCGUUAAAGGUUCUCCAGAUACAAAGGGCGAGUUUGGUGAGAUGAAAACAAUGCUCGAACGAUACAAACACAUUCAAGAGGAAAUUCGCGAUAAAAAAUCCGACUUAGAUCAUCUGAUGACGGAAGCAACGGAACUGUCAGCAUGGGCGAAAAAUAACACGACGCUAAACGAAACGAAACAUUUAUUAGACCGAUGGAAGGCGCUAGCCGAACUUGUCGGCGAGAAGAAAAAGUUUAUGGAAAAUGAGAUGCAAGAGUACAAUGCGUAUCAUGCUGCUUUACAAGAAACAGAAAAGUGGCUAUUGCAAAUCUCUUUCCAACUAAUGGCACACAAUUCUCUCUAUAUUACCAACAAAGAACAAACGAUCGAACAAAUCAAACAGCAUGAAGCAUUGUUAGCUGAAAUUCAGAAGUAUCAGGAAGUAUUAGACGAACUAAAGUUGAAGGGUCACGGUCAAAUAGAGAGAUAUGUCGGUGCUAAUCCUACUAUUAGAUCAACUAUAGAGACGCAAUUGCAAAAUGUUCAGGAUAGUUACAAUUCGUUGUUGAACACCGCCCUGCAAAUCAAGAAUAGACUGACGGAGUCUCUGAUUAAAUUCCAAGAAUAUGAGAACACUCUGGAGAGUAUCAUGAAGAAUCUAGACAUGUAUGAGACGGAAAUGACUCAAGGAUUAGAAGCUCCAUUGAAUAAUUUAAUUUCUGCUGAGCAGAGCCUCGAGAGUGCUCGAACUCUACACAACAAGCUGCAAGCCGAAAAAGCUCGAUUGGCAUUAGCGGUAGAAGCUUGCGAGGCUGCGGCGGCAUGUGUCUCUAGACCUGGAAGUCCUCUUGAUGCUCCGCCUAUUCAAGUCCCCGCGAGAGAAGUCGAAGUUAGAACAAGACUCGAUGAUUUCAUUGACCAGAUGCAAACGCAUUUGGCAAAUGUAAUGAAAACGGUAGGUGAAUUAGAGGAGCAAUUGCGACAAAAGAAUUCGCUUCGUGCUUGGAUUAAUCAGCAACGGGCCCUCUGCGCUGAAUGGAAGUCACGACCAGCGAAGCUGCGAGAGGAGGCUGCCCAGGCCGAGUUACAGGCAAUGAACGAAUUGCUCACCAAUGUAGGCGAACGUCGCACUCGUGCAUUAACGGAAUUGUCAAUCCAAGAAGAGGAUCAUGAUAUUGAGGAAGGAUUGAACAAACUAGAAACCGAGCUGACUGAAGCUAUCGCCGGAAAACAAGCAGCACAGGAUCUCAUCCAGAAAUACAGAUCACAAGUGCAGGAUAUUCAAACAUGGUUUGAUGGUCUAUCGAAGAAAGUCGACAUGAUUGAGAAGGGUAGUGGAUUGACUAUCGGUCAGAAAAUUUCAAAUCUCAAAGACAUUACAACCGAAUUUGAAUCUCAGGGAACAGAGAAAUUGGCAGAGAUAAAGAAAUUAGGCGACCAAGUGAUGGACUCGGUCAGCAAUCUAGAUUCUCAGCAAAUAGAAGAGCAAAUUAAAUCGGUAGAGAGACGAUACGCGGACAUUGGUAAGAAAUUACAAAGAAAAGCACAGGUCUUAGAGAUGACGGCACAAGGCAUCGAAGCAACUAGGCGAGAGAUCGAAGAGAAUCGAGAGUGGAUUAGACAGAAAAAGCAACAAGUAAAGAUGCCUGAAUUGCUUGGCUUCGAAAGCAAACAGGCGGAAGAAAGGCUUCUCACUCUCAAGGCUAUGUUGAAAGAAGCAGAUGGAAAGCAAUUGAUUAUAGAUACAUUGGAAAAGAGAGUUGGAAAUAUGCAGAACGAACUGGAAACUAGCGAGCAGCAGCAAUUAGAAGCUGACACGAAAUCUUUGCGCGGCGAACAGGUUGAAUUAUGCGCCAUUUUGAGGGAAGAAAUAUCUAUCGCGAGCGCGGCAGCUGAUGCACGUCGCAAAUUAGAGACUGAUAUUAAAAAAGCACGAAAUUGGAUAAAGUCCAAAGGCAAUGAUUUAAAGAAACUUAGCGGAUAUUUGCCUUUGAGAGCUUCGAAAGUUGAGCAAGAUAUUGCACAACACAGCGGAUUGGAAGCGGAUAUCGAUUCCUUUAACGAAAGCAAUCUUAAAGAUAUUCUUAAACAAGGGCACAGUUUACUGAAAGAUUGUAAUGCAGACAGUCGCGCCAAACUCCAGGCCCUUCUGGAUGAUCUAAGUAAGGAUUACGAGGAGUUGAAGAAGGAGGCGAAAGAAAAACAAGCUUCGUUAGCAGAUCUUCUUCAGGGACGCAAGGCUUUUGAAAGUGAAUUAGACAAGUGUCAACGAUGGAUUAAGGAAGCUGAAGUAGCUACCUCUUCCGAGUUGCGACCUUCCAGUCUUGACAUUCUUCGCGAACAACUUGCUAAGUACGAUCGGUUGAAGAAAGAGGCACAAGAAUACGGUGAUGACAUAGAAAAAAUAAAUCAACAAGGAAAAUCAAUUUUACCGACUGUGAGUGAUGCCGAUAAGCAAGAAUUGAGCGAACAAUUGAAAAAUAUGAAAGAAGCUCACGGACGAGUGGCCGAUGUGAUAAAUGAAAGAGCAAUCGCACUUCAAAAGAGUAUAGAUGAAGCUGAAGAAGCUGCCGCGAGAGUGGCGGAGGCAAUUCAAUUCAUGACAGACAUUCAGAAAGAACUUCAUGAUCUGAAUAAACCGAUCGGUGCUCGCGUAGAAGAUGUGGAAGGAAUGUUGGCCGCUUAUGAAAGAAUUUUGGAUAAUCUAAAAGCAAAUAAAGCCAAAUUAUCUGAUCUUCAAUCUGCUAAUAUAGGAGAUCUACAUGGCGUUCUAGCUCAACAAGAUGAUUUAAUAAGAAUUCUCGAAGCACAAAUAGCGAAACUUCGUCAGUUGCUAUUAUUACGGCAACAAUUUAUCGCCUUGAUCGCAGAGAUUACUACUUUCAUUGCCAAGUAUACUGAAAUUGUUCGAGAUAUUGAGAAAUCUGGGCAAACAACGGAAGAGAAAAUUAAAAGGUACGACGAUGCUAUAUUAAAAAUUCAGGAAUGCGAAGCUACUCUCGCUAGUGCGACGGACAAAGGACAGCAAAUAGCGGCGGAAGGUUCGGUUGUGGAUAGGAAUAACGUGACGGAACAACUGCAAUCGUUGAAACAACAAUUACAGGCUCUCCGAAGGGCAGUGGAAACUCAAAGAGAGCAACACGAACUGGCGGCAGCUGAGCAUAGAAGACUCGCUAGUGAAUUGGCAGACAUUCUUGACUGGCUUGAGAGCAAGGAGAAAGAAGUUAAGUCUAGGCCAUUGUUGGAGAGAGAUCCAGCGAGCGUUGAAGCAGAAUUAAAAAAGCAUCAUACCCUUUGCGCUGACGUAAACGAAUAUCUAGACAGAAUCAGAAAUCUAAAGGAAUCAUUGCGACAUGAAGAAGGAAUGCCUGGAUCCUUAAAGGAGAUGCUAAGCGAAGCAGUUUCCUUGUUGACAUCCUUACCGCGAGAGAUGGAAGAGCGUGGAAAUUAUUUCGAGAGUAACAUGCAGAUGAGAUUGGAUUACGCAGCUCUUACAGAUAAGCUUCACAGCUGGACUCGUGAAGCUGAGAUUCGGCUCGAGAGCAAUAAAGAAGGACUCGAUUUUGAAAAUAUUUUUAGCGAUCUGGAAGAACAUAAGAUAUAUUUCAGCUCCGAAUCUUCGAUACGCGAACUCGUGUCACAACAGAUUCAACAAGUGGCAGAUAAAAUCUGGCCGUCUUUGGAUAGUUAUGAGCAGGAAGAACUAAGUGCUCAACAACAGCAGCAUACUCAGUUGUUAAAGAACACUCUUAAUACUGCUAAAUCUCAACGUUCACGGUUGGAACAGGGUGCAGAGAUGUGGAGAGAUUAUACACAGAGCUUGGAACGUGUUCGCGCCGUUAUCAGCAGAACUAGAUUCACGGAUGAACCGGUCACAACAUUAGCUGGAUUACAAUUCAAUAUUCAGAAAAUUACGCAUGCUCUGAGUGACAUUCAGAAUCAACAAUUUGAGUUGGAUCUUCUAAACGAACGUGGACAAGAAGUCCUCCGACUCGCAGAUAUCAAUAACAAGAAAGCGAUAGAAUCACAGCUCUCCGAGAUCAAUUCGCAAUGGCGCGAAUUAGUUUCGGGACUCGAAGGACGCAGAGAUGCACUCGAGGCAUUAUCGCGACAUUGGGAAGACUUGGAAGCGCAAUGGGCUCUCAUCGAAUCACGAUUGAUCGCAACUGAGGAGAAAAGUAAACUCGUCGAUACAGUGGUGCGAUCGAAACAACAUUUACACGAUACUGUUAAAGUAUUAGAAGAACUUGUAACGGAAGCUGAAAAACUUAAACCUGAAACGGAAGAAGUGAAGAGUUUGGCAGGACCUGUACUUGCAUAUCUCGCAGCGUUUACGGAAGCACCGGCACGAAAUCUUGAGGAACGCCUUGAGAAACUACAAAAAUCCGUCGAAUCACUCGUCGGCUCUCUUCGUGGGAAGUCCGAGAAGGCGAGCGAGGAUUUGAAGGCGCUCGAAAACAUCGAACGUGAGAUCGAGCGCCUGCGGAAGCGACUAAACGAGGCGCGCGAAAGCGCGUCGAACUUAUACGUUUACGGCGUUGAUCAAGACGCGACCGAGAUCGAACUGGGAGAGCUGAACUCACAGAUUGAGGAUCUCGUUGACACCGCCAAGAACUUCUCAGGAAGCAUUAAGGCGCGGUACCAAGCUAGCCAGCAGCUAGUACCAAGUGACAUUACCCAGCAUCUGACCGCACUCGAGCUUUGUGCCGAAGCAACGACACAAACAAUGGAGGAAAAACAGAGAGAGCAAAAACGUGCUAGGACUGUUAGGUCGGAUUAUCUAACCGACGUGGACGAGGUGCAAGCAUGGAUUCGACAAGCCGAGCUCAAGGUACAGGACAGAUCAAUCGAGCCGGCUAUCCUCAGAGAAAACCUCAGACAAAUACAAAACGAGCUGGGCACGAUUAGCGAUAAGCUCGAACGACUGACGAGGAAUGGGCAAACCAUCGUCAAGAACACGAGGGACGACGCCGAGAAGGAGCUAAUCAAUAGCACGAUCGAUAAUCUUACUGAACAACUAGCGCAGAUCAAGAGCUGGUUGGAAGAGAAAAAACAAAUCGUAGGCGACACUCUAGAUGCCUGGCAGAGGUUCCUUGCACUUUACGAGGCUGUCAAGACAUGGACGGAGGAAAAACGACAAUUCCUAGUCGAACCACUGAAACUUAGCACUCUUCAGCAAGCCAGACAGAGAUUGCACGAAUAUUCGACAGCAGUCAAGAGCUGCAAGCAGGUGAAUAAAAAUCUUAGUGACAUGGGCAGAGAAUUGGAGAAUAUCGGUCAGGUAACUACCGUGGCGGACCUACCAGAGAAGUUGGCCGAGGCGGAAGAGGGCAAGGUUCAGGUUGAGGGUCAGCUAUUGGAAAGGAAUGCAUUACUGCAAGAGGCCAGUGAAGAAUGGGAGCAAUGCGAGAAGAAGAUGAAGGACGUGCGGAGCUGGAUGGAGAAGGCCAAACAGACGCUGGAGUUGCCACAGAAUAAGAAGAAACCGUUGCGCGAUCAACAUGCUAUUCGUGAAAAAAUGCUUAGCGACAUCGCGAUUCAAAAAACAAAGAUCACGAUCUCCGUGGAGAAGCUCGAGGUGCACUUUAGGUCCGGUAUCGUCGGCGACAACCGGGUGAAAGAUACUGCGGACGAUCUGAUCGCCGAACUCAAUUCUCUUCACAGCACCGUUAAAGAACAGACAACUUCUCUAGAAGUUUGCUUAGCGCAGAUAGAUCAGUAUCAACAGGAAAUUCAACAGUUGAGACAACACAUUGUGCAGGUGGAACAACAAUUGAGGACGGUACUCAGCCCGACGUAUAUGCCGAAUGAUCGAGAAAAAGCUCUUCAAGAGCAACAGCAGAGCCUGCAACAACGGGUGGAGGAUUGGAAGCAACGCAACAAGACACUGGUAGAUCAGAUACACGAGGUGGAUCCAUACUACGUACCCACCAACGAGUACCGGUUCAUAGGCCAAGCCUCGUAUGCCGAUAUUGCAGCAGGACGUACCAAUAGUCCAAGCUCGAGAAACUGUAGUCCCUAUAGACACCAACGAGAAGUCACUCCUCCUACCAUGACCGCACAAGUAUUACGACCCACGGUUAUGCAAGCUCAAAAGUUGACGAUGGAACAUCCUCUUUCGUUGGACGAGACACAAAUCUCAAAGAUGCAGAUUCAUAAAAAUCACGACACGAACAUAAAUAAACCGCAACAACAAACCGAAACACUCGUGCCAAUAACAGAUGACCGAAGUACAAUCGGUGCAGAAGAAUGUCAACAAGCUGUACCCGAAGUCGAAUUAUCCAUGCCACGUCGAGGACGAUCGCCUACACGCAAGACAAACUCAUCCAAAGCGAAAGAUCCCAAAAUAAUAGCGGAUCAAGAAGGAGAAGUCGACAGAUGUGAUAAUCUUGGACCUGGCGCGAAUUCCAGGGAAGAAACGCAAACGGAGCCCGCGAAGAACUCUCUAGCACCAUGUGAAGAACGAAGAGGACGUUCGCCCAGUCCCAUGUGGGUUCCCGGUUCUACUUCCUACGCUGACAUCCUCCGUGGAUGUAUACAGACAACGCAGGUUACUUCUCCUGCGCAACCACCUAGACAAAAAAUGGUUUCUUUAUCCGAAGAAUCUCGACGGAGUCGAAUGGAAGUUCCUCGCGUGGAAGAAGUCACGGAACAAGAUAUCGCAAACGCUAAAAAGUCUCAACAAGUCACAGAGAUCCAGCAAAUUGUACCGAUGCAAGAAAUAGAGGCGGGAAACAUGCAAAUCACAGAGACUUACUGUCAACCUGAAACGGAGAAAGCAGAGGAUCAAAAUUACACUGAAUCUGAACCGACUAAUUGGACUGAUGAAUCUUUGCAAGAUUACAAUGUGCUGCAACAUGUAAAAUCUUAUGAGAAUGUGCCAAGACAACAGCAACCGACGGAGAUCUAUGAAUAUAUGAUACCGGAAACGAUGCCGGAAUUGGUAGGUUUCAUCGGGUCUCAUCUCGGAACGUAUCCAGUAAGUUCGUACGUUUACGCGCCGUCCAGUCAUCAUCAGCAAGUACAGCAACUCGAUCAAAUGAGCUUGAAUCCUUAUGAUAACAGUCCCUUAGCUUACGCGCCAGAACAUUACGUUGCGCCAACUGCAUAUCUUUCGGCAUCGGACAUUUAUCAGCAGGCUCCAAUGCAGCAACCCGUUGAUGAUAUGAGACAUACAACUGCGAUGGUGAUGGAAAAGCCUGUUGAAGUGCCAAUAGUUAGACAAUCUGAAGACGUGAGUGCGACUGAAUCUAUCGAUAAGCCUGAACAGCAAAAAUCUGUAAAUAUCUCAAAUGUAGAAACUUCCACAACGAAUAAAACAGAAGAAAGGAAUACGUCAUCACUGAAUAAUAUGGAAACCAAAGGGCAAACCUUUUCGUACGCGCAAAUACUUUCGCAUGGACUCAGUUCACGUGUUACUUCGACACGCAUAGUUAGUGAAUCGGCAGCCGUGAAUUAUCAAAGUAAAGAACGUUCUGAUUCGCCAAAAGAGUCACUCGAGUUAUCAUCUCGCGAGUUGUCACCAUUGCAGGAACCGAAAUUCAAACAAGAGUCGUCAUCAUUCGCGGUUACAUCUGAUGAGCAAUCUAAACAAUCCAAAGAAAACGAUUGGGACACGAUGAAGAAACGGGAGGUCAGGAAGAGGCAUCAGCACUCGAAUGACAAAAUUAAACAGACGGAUGAGAAAAAAUCUCGAAAGCCUAUCGAUAAAUCAAAGGAGAAACAAAAGAACGAAAAAUUAACUCCGCCGAAGCAAUUGGAAAUGCAAGAUGAAUCGUUUCUCGAUAAAAUCAGCGAUAGCCUGCAAAAAGAGGAAAAACCAGUGCAGCAAGAACAGUCAGUAGUCGAUUUAGAUACAAAUCCAUCGCAAGAAAAGAAACGAAGGCAAAAGAAAAAGAAAAUGGAUAAAUCAAUAGGAGAUGAAAUUGACAAAGCCCUUAAAGAGAUUGAGGAUAUGGAUAAACAAAAAAUAAGAUCUCAAAAAGACAAGCUUAAAGAGCAAAAUAAGGAAACCAAAUCUCGAGAUUCUGUUAAUGAAACGAUAGAAAAAUAUAACGAUGAAAUUGAUAAAAAACAAAGCAAAUCUGGUGAAAAGUCCAAGAAAUCAAAAAAAUCUAAAGAAGCAACAAGAACAAAAGAAACUAUAUCUAUGGAACACGCCAUGUUGCCAAGUACAAUCAAAGCAAGCGAUAAAAAUAUUUUAAAAGAUGACGUGGAAGAUAAAAAAGAUACGAAGGAUGCAAAAGUCUCAGAUUCCAAAAAUGAAGAGGAGGUCCAAAAAGAUAUUACCAAGGAAAUAUCGAAAGAAUUGCAAAUCGACAACAAUAGCCACAUUAAUUCUAACAAACUCGACAAUGUAACGAAAUGUAAGAACAAAAUUGAUAAAGAUACAAAAACAAAAGAACAAAACGGAGAAUCUUCAGAAAAUAAAAUGCAAUAUCAAUCGGAUGUUCUAAGUAAUAACAAAAAGGAUAAAAUAAAUAUAGUCGAUGAAAAUGUAACAAAAGAUGUAAAAUUAUUAGUUACUCAAAAAAUCGAAUUGGAAGGUACAAAUGAAAAAACAAAUACGUCUACAAAAAUCGAAAAUACAAAAAAACAUAAAGAUGCUUCAAAAAAAGAAAAGAAUAAGACAAAGUCAAAAGAGGUAAAACUGGAAGCUAAAGAUAGUAACAUAAAUCAAGAAAAGUUUAAAAUCAGUACUAAAGAAAUAAUUGAGGACAAAUCUUUGAAAUCAAUUGAACCACUAACUGAUAUUGAAAUAAAAGAUUCCGAAUCAAAGACACUUAAUAUUACAAAAAUUACUAGCGAUGUAAACGAAAGCAAAAAAAGUAAAACCAAUCCUCGAAAGAAAGACAAAGCCUCUAAAAAUAAAAUAAAAUCUGAGGCCAUAAUUGAUCCAACAUCUGUAAUUUCAACAAGCAAAGUUUUGGAUGAAAUAAAUGUAAAUGGUGCAGAAAAAUAUGACGUUGUUCCAAAAUCAGAACAAAUGAUCGAUGAAGCUAAAAUUGCAGCAGUAAUUCAGGAAACUUCAAAAAAAAUAUUAUUGCCUGAAACAAUUCGACAAACAGUACAAGAAAUUGUACAUAUUGAUAAAAAUGAUAAAACGUAUAAUUCAGCUGGAGUUAAAGAAAGCAAAGAAACAGAACAUCAAACAAACGCUAAAUUAGAAGUUGAAAGUUUCACAACAGAAAAUUUAGAGACCGAUACAAUGGAUGAGAAAGAAGCAAUUAAUAAUAAUACAAAAAUAAUUGAAAAAACUAAAAAACCAGAAGUAGAGAAAUGUCAGACAAAAACAACGAAACAGAAAAAAUCCGAAAAAACAAAGUCUAAUGUUCAAGAUAAAAGAAAAGAAAAUCGUACUGAAAUACCGCAGCAUGUCGAAAAUAAAAUUGAUAAAAAGAAAGAUGAACUUAAUAUCGAAUUUUUAAUUGUACCUUCAAAAGAAACUAUCAUCCAAGAGCAAUUUUCGGAAAAAAUGAAUUUGGCUGAAUCACAUGUAUCAGUGCCUAAUAACAGCUGUCUUAUUCAAUCAAAAACAGACACUGAAAAUAACCAUGACGUUAAAAUAGAUCAGGAAGAAGAUAUAGUACUCGGCCAAGUUAAUAAAUCAACUGAAAAACCUACAGUACCUGAGACGGAUUUGGCUAAACCUACUACAGUAACUAAGAAUGUCGAAAUUAUUUCUUCUACAGAAACACUCCCUAAAGAAUCUCAAGUUUCUUCAGAAAUAAGUAAUAUCGUCUCGGACAUGGAAGAAAAGUAUCGGAAUAUUAAAAAUAAGAAAUUUGAUCACCAUAAAGAAACAAUUAUAGAAAAUAAAGAUGUUAAAACCGAUAUAAACGAUAAGAAUUCUCUAUUAACAGAGGAUAUUAAAAAAUCGAAAGACGUUGCACCCAAGGAAAAAAUGUCGAAACGUACGAAGAAAAAAGAAUACCUGUCUCCUAAGCAUACAGCUGAACAAACGAAACAGUCUUUUUACGAUAAGUUCCAAGAGGAAAUCGUUUUCAAGGAUGAUUCAACGAAGAAAGAAGAAACUCCAAAGUUUACAAAUCUAUCUCUUGCAAAAAUUGAUAAUAAUGAUAAUGAAAAGACGCAAGAAUCACCGAAAAAGAAUGAAACUGAAAUUGAUUCUAAAGUUUCAAGUGAUUCGGUCGACAAAACUCAAAUAUAUAAAAAAUACACAGAUGAAACACAUAAUUUAGAAUCCGAACAACCGUCUUCGACAGGGAAGGCUUUGAUUAUAGAAAAAAUGAUUACUACCGUAACGACUACUACCAGCGUUCCAGGAUCGGUAAAGGUCAAGCCACCCGAUGUCAAGUCCGUUAAAUCGGUAGAAAUAAUAGAAAACAUACCCCUUCCCAAAAUUGUAGGUUCCAAAGUUACCGAGUUAAUCACUUUGCGUCCUGAAACUGUAGAGGCUAGUCUUACUACUACUUACGCUAGGGUACCAAAUGAUUCUCUCGUUAGUAUGCAAUCGGAUCAGGCAGCAAUUUCUCAAAAAGUAGGUUUAACUUCCGCGAUUUCCACCGAGAACAAUGUGAUAUCCGACAAAACGGCCCUAUUCGGUAGCGUACAAGAUAGGAGAAGGGUUUGUUCGAGCACUUCAGAAAGUCGCGAUAUGUCAAAGAAGUCCCCGCCAAUAACUCCACCUGAAGAGAAGAAAGGAGAAGCUAUUACUCAAUUAAAUGAUAUAGAAAGAUUAGGAAAUCAAUUGAAGGUAGAAAUUCCUGAAGAAAAACGAGAGAAUGAUAAUAAGAAGGAGAAUACUAUUAUAACAACGACAUCAGAAAAUAUUGCUGUUGACACUAUUUUACAAAAUGACAAUAUUAUAGAAGGCCAAAAUAUUGAUAAUUCAGUUAAAAAUAAUCAUAUUAUACUAAGUGAUGAAACUAGUCAAGCUGAUUCAAAUAUUUUAACUGAGAACGAUAAAUGUACAAAUGAAAAUGAAGUCAAUGUUGCUAAUACAAUAGCUAAUAAUAUUCAGGAAAAGGUAGAUAGAAAAACAGAAUUUGCGAUAGAAUGCGAAAGUGAAAACACAAUCGGAAAAAUAAAGAGUAAAGAAAUACCUGAAAGUUCGAAAAUAAAGAAGAAAAUAGUGCCUGAACAUUUAUUAGAUCUUAUUAAACCUUAUGCGAUGGACCGCCAUGCUUACAAUCAUGCAGAAAGUAAUUUUCACCGUUAUUUUAAAGUUGUUAAAACAGUAAAAAAAGUACAACCUGCUGUUACAGUUCAUACAAGACCAGAAAGCAUAGAAAGAAUCGUACAAGACUCGGUAAUGAAACCGAUCGAUGUUAAAUCAUCGAACCAAGAAAUGAAUGAAAGCAAUUAUAGAAGACAUGCUUUUAUCGUAGAAGCGCCAAAAUAUCCGAUCACCAGUUUUUACGAAUUUGAGUCGCAAUGGAUUAAAAUGAAAUUCAUGCCUGAAAAAUCCGUAUCUAUUUCUUCUGAUGACUCUGAAGUAUCUAUAAAAACUGCAAUACAAAGAGAGGAACAAAUUGUUGACGAAAAAGAAGCUGUAAACGUAGUGUCUGACUUUACAAAGGAUACAAUUGCGAUUGUAGAGAAACUUGAAGCAAUCGAAACAAAUGAUAGUGAAGAUAAAGAUAAAAAAUCGAAAGAUUUACAACAAUCUGUACAUUUAGUUUCAGACGAUUCUUGGAUGAGUAUUUUAGAUGAACCAAUACUGAUUGAAGACGAUUUUGACGAUACAUUUAAUUCGGAAGAAAAUACAAUUAAUGAAGCGCUAGAUACAAAAUUGAUAGGUGUUGAAAACCAAGAUCGAACAAAUGAAGUACAGAUACAAGGAAAACAAUUAUCUGAAAAUAUUUCUGAAUUUGUAGAAAUUCCAUCGUGCAGAGAAUCAAUUGAAAAAAUUCGAGAACCAACUAUAACUUUAGUUAGCACAUCUGCUAAUAAUACGCUAUUUAAUAAUAAUGUAAAAGAUUUAAUUAAUAUUACUAAUAAUUCAAUACCACAAUCAGUUACAGAAUUAAAUGUCUCCGUUGAAAUUGAACCAUCCAUCGAAAAAAUCAGUAAUAAUCAGUUGACAGAUGAAGAAAUAAUAAUAGAUACAAAUAUUCAAGAAAACAAAAUCGAUAUAAAAAAUAAUAUUGAAACUGAUCAAGAAAUUAAAGAAAAACCAGCAAAGGUAUCAUGUGUACAUCUAGAAUCUGAUGAUGCUUGGAUGGCUCUUCUUGAGGAAGAAAUAAUAAUUGAUGAUGAUUUUGAUGAGUUGGAAACAAUAAAAGAGAGCCAAAUUAAAAAAAGGGAAGAAGACAUUGAAAUAAAAGAAGCAAAAACUAAACAACAAAUCGAAGAAAAAGAAAUAAAAAAGAAAAAAUCAAUAAUUGAAAAACAAGAAGACAUGAUAGAGCAGAAAGAACCAAUUAUUGAAGAGCAACAAGAAAAAAUUGAAAAAGAAACAAUAAUUGAAAAACCAGAAGAAAUUAAAGAGAAAAAUGUAAUUGAGAAAUAUGAAGAAGACAUUGAGACAAAAGAACAAAAAACUGAAAUUUUAAAUGGUACUUCCCUAACAGAAAUUGCUGUAAAAGAUGAAUAUCAUACUAGCAUAAAAGAUAUUAAAAAUGAAACGGUUAUGAACGAAAAACAAAGCGAUAAAACAAAAAAUCAACCAAGGAAAAAGAAAGAGUUAAAACAUGUUAAAGUCACAAAAACUAAAGAUCAAGCGAAGACUAAAACUGCAAACAAGCAGAGUGACAUUAAAACAGACGAUUUAUCAUUACAAAGUAAUUUAGAAGAACAUAAACUGGAAAAUAAAAGUGAUUGUAAAACAAAAGAAGCAGAGAAAUCUUUGAUAGUAGAUAAACAACAGGUUGAAUCGCACAAAGAUAAAGAAGAGUGUGAGAAACGUGAAGAACGUAAGCCGAAAUCCAAAAAAUCCAAAAAACAAAACCAGAAACCCGAAGUUAUUCUUAAAGAGAAAUCAGCAUUGGUGAAAUGUGAGGGUAACUUAAAUAAAGAUGACAGUAUUGUUCUCUCUAAAGCAGAAUCAGAUGUAUUUGAAACAUCAUCAAUUGUGGAAAACCAACAAGAGUCAAAAGAUGACAUGCCUAAAUAUGACAGUCGAUUAAAUCCGAAUGCUAAAUCAUGGGCAGCAAUUGUUGGUAAAAAAGGUACAACAGAGACAACUGUUGCUUCGAAAGAUGACUUUUUAAACACUCAAAUAUCCGCUAUUACUCAAGAUACAAAUGAUAAUGUCACAAAUGUUGUAAAACAAUCACAAGCGCCGACUGAGUAUGAUUCAUGCGAAAUUCCAUCAAAAGAAGAAACACUCACAACGCAUUUGCUUCCGUUAGAAAAUCAAAUAAGCAAAAAUGUCAUCGAAGAAUUAAAGGCAACAGUGGUGGAUGAAAUCAAACCAAUCGAGGAGAAAUCCACAGAAUUGUUGAAACAACUUAAAGAAAGUAAUAAAUCUUACGCGCAAGUUACAGCCUCCUCCCGAAGAACUUCUCCUCAGAUUUCUCAAGAAGAAACGUACUUAGUAAAAACUAUUCCAUUAAAGAUAGAUCAUUCGGCAAUCAAUGUAAAGACACCCAUUUCAAAUGAAAUGCACGAAGAUUUUAUUACAGAGAAAUUACAAAGUCCGUUAGAACAAGAUAACAAACAAAAUGAAAUGGCAGUACAGUCUUCUGAUUAUCAAACAGUUAUUACAAACCUCAGUUCCCAAGAAGAAUCAAUUCCUUGGGUAGAAGAAGUGGAAAAAGAAACAAUGGCUAUUUCAACUAUCUCUGUUGAUUCAAUCAAUACAAAAGAUAAUGAAACACAUAUAAAACCAGAAAAUACAUGGGCUGCAAUAGUUGGUAAAAAAUCCAUAGAAUCACCGGAAGUUAAUGAUAUUAUUAAUCUCGAACAAAAUCUUCCUAAGCCAGAACAAAAUAUAGAACCUCCGCUGCAGGUCCAGAUUUGUGUGGAAGAGGCUCCUAAACAAGAACCUAUAGAGAAUUUAGUUCAGGUAGACGAACAGGGUUUUAUAGAAUUUGUUAAUCGGAAGGAGUUACGCUCUAGACGUUCUAGAUCGCGCUCACGAAAUGCUAGGCAAGAUAAAAGAUAUGCAAACAAAGAAAUAAAAACACUAGAUAUAAAAUCUGAAAAUAGUAAAGAUAUUAAAGCUAAAGAAGAAAUUGAAAAUAAAAUUAAGCAAUCUGUGCAAAAAACUGAAAAUGAACAGAGAACAGUUAAUGAGAAUGACGAAUUGACAAAGAUUAUGAAAGAAGAAAAUGUCAAAUCAUCUAACAGCAAAGAUAAAGACAAGCAGAAAAAUGACUCGAAUGAAAACAAAAUGCAAUUUGCAGAAAAUAAAAGUCAUGUUGAGAAUAAAAUUAUUCAAGGAACAAAAUCCGAACUAAGCACAACACUUAAAGGUAAAAAGACUAAGUCAAAGAAUAAAACUGGUAAAGAUUAUAUGAAACAACAAUCUGAAGUUAAUGAACACAAAGAAUUAAAACAUAUCGAAAAACCGAAAGAAAAUAAAUCUGCAAAUGAAAACAAAACAGAACAUAAUAAGAUCCAAUCAGAAAAUAUUGAAGAUCAAUCAAUAAAAGAAAUAGAGUUAAUUAAAGAUACAGAGCAUGCGCAAGAGAAUAAAUGCAAGAAUAUAACAGCACUUCCGAUUAUAGAUCAAGACAAUACUAGUAAAUCUAAAAAGAAGAAAAAUAAAAAGGGAAAAUUUGUAAUUGAACAACUGAGCGAAAAUGCUUUUAAUAUAAACAAAAAGACAGCUAUAGCUGAAGAUUUAGAAAAGAAAACAGAAUUGCCAGUAGAACCAAAAUUAGAUGAAGUAAAACUUGAAGCAGUUACUAUAGAUAUGACAUGUAAUAUACUUACGUAUCCAGAAAAUGAAGAAAUUCCAGCAGAAAAAAUUAAAAAACAAGAAAAUAUUAAACAAGUUAUGAUUCCUACAGAAAAGGAAACUACAGAAAAAGAAAGUAUUGAACAGAAAAUGAUAGUUGACGAAUCGAAAAAUGCAGAGAUACGUACAGAAUCUCACUUAGAAAAAAUAGAAAAAAAUAUUACGGAAGAAAAAGAAAUUCCUAAAUUCACAAAAGCAGAAAAACGUAAACAGAAGAAAAAAGUAAAAAUUGCCCAGAGCAAAUUUACUGAUUCAUCUAAAGAUACUAUAUGUAAUACUAUUGAAAACAUUAAAAUAAAAGAAAUCGCAUCAUCAAAAGAUAAAAUAGACGAUGAGUCAAUAAUUGAGAUACAAUCUGUACAAAGAGAAGAAAUUGAGAAGCCUUUGGAGAAAUUCGAAACUAUAGGUGAAACCUCAUUUCCACAUAUAACAUCGCUAAAAGACAAACAAAAAGCCAAAAGCAAAUCCAAAUCGAAAAAAGAAAAACAACAACAAGAUGAUAAAACUAAGUCUCAAAAUUUUACAACUACAUUUACUGAGCCUAAGGAAAUCGAAACUCUAUCCAUUGUAGAAAACACUAAAGUAAAUUUAUCUAAAGGCAUAGAAGUAUGCGACAUUACGCAAAUUAAGGAAGAAAAUAUCAAAGAUCAAAUAUUAAACGAUGAAUUAGCUGAAAUUUUACAAUCUCCAAAAAAUGUAAUUAACAAAGAUUUCUCUAUUGCCACGGAAACAAUUAAGCAAGAAGACAUUAAAGAAUUAAAAGAAAAUGUUCUUGAAGCCAAAGAAGUAUCCAUUGAUAUUUUGACAGAAAAAACUGAAAUUGACUUGCCUCAAACAAAAGAAUCUAACAAUAUUUGUUUAUCUAUAUCUGACAAUGUUUUGAACCUACAUGAUAUUACAAUUAACAACGAUAGUACCAAAACAGAAUCGGUAUUGAUAUCAGAUAAAACAAAUGAUGAAAUCGAAACAGAAACUCCAGUUAAUUAUGUUUGCAUGCAAAAGGAGUUACCGUGUGACUCGGUAAAUACAGCUAUAAAACAUUCUCUACCAUCAGAUAAAUUAUCUUCAACUGUACAACAAUCCUUCGAAGACGAGAAUAAAUUGAAAUGCAUUGCAAGUACCGAACAAGAAAAUUCUGAUAUUUUAGUUGAGCCAUCCAAAGCUAAAGUCCAGUUCUAUAUAGCGGACGAGAUCUUAGUUCUGAAUCCCGAUCGACGAAAGCACGUUCCAUCAACAUCCUUGCUGCAGGAACAAUCUACAACUGAUUCGUGUAUAACUAAUUCAUGGUUCCUGUCUAUUGAUGAUGGUUUUUGGCCUGACAAACGACCUUAUCACGAAGCCGAGCGUGAUCAUUUCGAGAACUUAGCCUUACAUACAAAAAAAAGUCUCUCACAUGAUAGUAAACAUGAUUCCGACGAUCGUCCCCAAGAUCACGACGACGACAAUUCGGGUGGUGGUAGCGGUGGUAGUAGGUCAUGGGAUUCUUGUGGAAACUCAUGUUCUUUUCUGGGUACACCUCAGACAGAGCGUAUGAUAGCCGAUCUACCCGGUGGCAUAUGUAGCUGGAGCGACUAUAGCACUUAUCUAUCGAGCGAGAGCGAGCGGACAAUGGAUCACAAUCUACCACUCGGCACGAUCGAGGAUCCAACAUUACAUUCGAGUUUAUCUUUGAAUAACUCGUUGCCAAACGAAGUCCAGUCAUCAUCUCCUAGAUUCCUGUCAUCAUCCCCUCCUUCCCAGGAUUCGCAGAUUGAAUCGUGCAUGGAAUCUCUUGCAAACGUCGAAAUAACACCGAGAGAAUAUCCUGUCUCUUCUUCGAAUAGUUUCCAAAGUUCCAAUGAUCCUAGCACUUGCACCAAAUCAUCGACCUUUGCCCACCUUCCACAAUCCAAACUGCAUUUAGGUAAAGAGACGAGGGAGGGAUCCGUGCAACGGUGCAGCCCGAACGGGGAGGUGGAGAGAGAGACGGCUAAAGGCGAGGCUGAAAGGAUACGCAGGAUCCAGGACGUCGAAGAAGGCUUCGCUUCUUUACAAGCAAGACUUUCGAAUCUCGAAGGAACGAUGAGCUAUUUGCCUCGAGAUAGUAUAGAGUCUAUGCUUUCAUCUCUUAUGACUAUAUUAAUGGAGCUUCGCGCCUAUGAUGAGGAUGCUACGCAACUUCAAAAGCGAUUACAAGAAAUUCCUGCCGAUAUUGAAUCACAAAAACUCUCGGUAGCUUUAACGGGAAUUCAUACACGCGUCGCUUCCCUUCUCGAUCAAGCAGAACAAGGAAGGACAGCUCUGGAACAAGCACGAGAAAGCCGAGAGAAACGUGGCCAAGAGAUUCAUACUUAUAAAUUAUUCCUCGAAGAGACUGAUACUUGGUUAAGAAAUGUCAUAUCAAAAUUGCAUGAGCAACAUUCAAUUAAUACCAGCAAGGCUUUACAGGAAGAAUUAACGAGUCGUGCAGGUCAAGUCUCAGAACUCGAAUCAUUGCCGGAAGUGAGCGCGCUAGCGAUAGCGUUGAAAGAAGCCCUCUUGGACGUAAUUGACCGUCUCCAACGAAAGCAGCAGGAGAUCUGUGAUGAGGAAGCUCAAGCUGACGAUGAAUCGACAGAGAGAGAUAAUGCUACUUUGGAUGAAGCACCCUCAAUUCAUUCCUCCAUAGAAGGCGGUCCGCCAUCUUUGGCUGACGUUUCUUUACAAACAGGUCAAAGUUUACUAAUCGACGACGUUGUCGAAAGGAAAGCACAACUCACAAAACAGACGUCUACAACGCAGAUGCCGCCGUCAACCAUGUGCCAUUCUCUCACCACGCAGACAUCACAAGAUUUAUUGCCGAGCGAAAGUGCUCAAACGCAGGAAGCUAUAAAGGUUUUAAAGACUACAACGGGCGAUCAUGAUGUAAUCGAAAUAGCGACCAAAUACGUACCGUCUAGUUCUAGUCAAGAAAUAGCGCGUCGGGAACAAUCCAGCAUUCUGUCCAGCGAAGAUAUCGUUGUCGAUAUGAAGUAUCAAGACGCGAAGAAGACCGAUAGUGCAACGAGCGAGCUAAACAUUGUCCACGCUGCGCCACAAUCGUUUGAGACGAUUCUGGUCGAACCAGACGACAUCACUACCGAGGUAGUUGUCGACGCUGAUGGCACCAAGAGGAUAAUCGUAAGAAAGUUACGACGUACUACAGUCACCAGCAGGCAAACCACACAACAGCGCAUGUCCACGAUGUCGACAGCAGUCGGAGAUACGCCAACGAUGAUGCAAGCUUUCUCAGAAGCUGCGAUGAGAGAUCAACAAGUCACCAUGACCAGGACAAGACCAGAUGGUACCAUCGAGACUACGACAAGACAGAUUUACGGCGGCAAAGUUACUACAAGCGCGCCCGUCGAAAGUAUCAAUGUGGAGGAAUACGAAUCCGAACCCCGUUACACGCGCAUGGUGACGCAAGGUCAGAUAGGAGAUAUCAGCUGUCAGCCUGUCGAGGAGGAGAUACUGAUGGAGGGCGGUGAGUAUCAAACGAGGACAUCAAGCGUUCAUGCUGUGGUGCAACAAGUCACAAGACGGGUGAUCAAGCGAACGCGUAAAAUCAUCCGAAAAGUUACUAUCGUAGAUGGUAAAGAGACCACUACUGAAGAGGUAAUCGAAGAGCCUGAAGAAGUAGAAAUAGAUGAGCAGGAUAUACCGCAUAUCAGCAUUAACGUAGUUAAGAGCGAAGAUCAAAAGACUUUCCCAACGGAAAAGGCAAUAGAGCAACGGGAAGCAGCGACAUCAGAGAUGUCAAUGGGAUCUUCUAUCUCUGAAACUCCGAUGCAAGGACCAUUUUUUGGACCAUUUGCUAAAGAUAUAACGAGCGUAUGUCGAGAUAAAGCAGAGGAGAUCACAAAAACUUCGGUAACCAUUGCGGAAAAAGAUGAAAUCUUGAAAACCAAAACACUGGAUAUUGAAAAUCACAAAAAAGAAACUACAUUGUUAGAAGAACCUAUGAUAAAAAUAGCAGACUUUACAACGGACACAGCUGAUUCUAAGAUAAAAUUAACGGAUUCUACACAAACUUCAGUGCUCUCUUCUUUGAAAAAGCACGUAACACAAGAAGAAAAUUUGGCUAGCAUUCAAGCUGAUGAAGGUAUUUCUACUGUACAAAGUGAUGAAAAUGUAGCACGAACAGAAAUUAAAUCGCAAAUGAUAGACAAACAAGAAUACAAGCACUUUCCUACCGAGGUAAAUGGCACAAGUACAUUUGCGAUCGAUAAUCAAGCGCUAAUCGAUGCUGAACGAUCUACCGUUUUGCAGACUCCUGUUGAAGAUGUUGCAACGAUACAAUCGGAAUCUGUAAAAUCUCCAUUAGAGCCGGCCGUAACAGAUGAUGAACCAGUGGUCACCAAGGCUACUUGUAAGUCUGACGAUGCACCAGUAAAGAACGAAACACUCAGUAUCGAACUAGAAAAUGGCACGGUAGAAGUAGAGACGCACCAUGGUGAUAGCAGCACUGUAGAAGCAGAUAAAAAUAUCGAUAUAUCGAAUGUUGUAUUAGAGAAAGAGUAUGAUGAGAAAGAAGAAUCGAAAAGAAAGGUCUCUCUCGAAUCAUCCAAAGAAGUUACAACCUCAACAUCACUUCAAAAAUUGGAGCUAGGAAACGGAUCGAUUAGUUUAACAAGUAAGCUAGAUAUUUCUGAGUCUGACAAAAAUGCGGAAAAACCUACUUCAAAAUUGAAAGAUGCGGAAAUAUUUUCCAAAGAACGGCAAAUAUUACCAGAAUUGUUCAUAAGCGAGGAAAAAGAUAACUCUAGGGAUGAAGCAUUCAAACCAGAAUACAAACCGAUGUUUCAUAAGGUUGAAAUAUCUCUGUCGGUACGUAAAGAAGAUGAAGAAGUGGAACCAUUGGUUUCCAUCAAAACUCAGGCAGAACGGCCCGAAAUUGCCCCGUAUAGCAUCGUUAAAGAAGAUGUAGAUAUCAAUCUUCCAGCGGACAAGGAAACAACAGAAGUGAUACACGAUAAAAUUGUGCAGACCACCGCCUUUCUCACUGCUGAAAAAGAAACAGAAACCUUACAAUUAAAUACUGCAGAAAAAGAAGUCGAUGUUUACAUCGAAUCGCCAGAAAAGAGUAAAUCGGAUACUACAAGUCAUAAAAGUAGGAAAAAGAAACGGCACAAGGAUAAAUCAGAAUCCUUGGAAAAACCAGCAGAAACAGACUCUAGCACUUCCAUUGCUACAUCAAUUGCCGAAUCUAUGGAGAUCAAUAUUCCAUCAUCUGAUUCGUCCAAACAUGCUAGUGAGCAACCACAACCGGACGUCGCAGAUAUUAUCAAGUCCGAAUCUUCUCUAAGCUUAGACGAUAGCAUUGUGGCAGAGAUCGAAGGAUAUCAACCGGACGAUAAAACUAUGGAUGAAUUGUCGAUCGCGCUGGAAAAUGAAGACGGCAUAAAGAAGAAAAGGAAAAAGAAGAAAAAGCAAAAGGUUCGACCACUUCGAGAUGAAGAUUUGACUUAUAUGCCCAAGACUAGUAGCGACGAUGCGGCGUUCACAGACAAUAGUCUUCCUUUAGAAAUUUCUGAAGUAAAAGAAAUGACCGCAAAGAAUAAGACAGAAGAGGACAUCACGAUACAAGAAGAUGAUCAAAUUAUAGAAGAGGAGAAAAUUAAAGAAGAUACAAUAAAGCCAGAAGAUGAGGCAAAAGAAACUAAAGUCGAAACAAUACAACAAGAAAGUAAACGCGAAACUAUAUUAGAUGACGCGAAUACUCAAACAGCUAUAGAAACGUGUGAUGUAUCGACUUCGCUUACUCCAAAAGAAGAAGAAAGUUUCUCUACGUUCAUACAAACCUCUCCUGAGCCGGUACCGAUCACUUUGGAAGAAGAAAUACAAACGGCUAAAACUGAAGAGACUCAUAUGGAAACGCAAACAUUUUUAGAACCCGGGCUUGAUUUCAGCGCGCAAACUAUCGCGGAAGAAACACCGGAAGUUGAAGAUUCAGGUGUACAAACUAUGACACCCACGGCGACGCCAAUGGAAGAGUUCGCUAUUCAAACUAGUCCAAUAGAAGAUAUCAUUCCUGCCUCAGUAGAAACGGAAGAUUCUCAAGCACAGACGACUGAAAUUGAUGUUCACUCCACGGAAAUACAAACUUCACCUGUUGAAUUAUCUCCAAUGAUAGCAACAGAAACUCAAACAGCAAUAAAUACUGUAACAGAGGUCGAGCAACAGACUACUCCACCACUAGUGGUAGAGAAAAUUAUUGUGCAAGAAAUUUCUGUUCAAACGUUAUCUGAAGUGCCAGAAUCUUUCGAAAGAGAUAUGCAAACAAGUGCCCCGAUUAGUCCAGAACAACCAGAUGUUUCGCAUACAGAUACUCAAACAAUCGCAGAGCCAGAAGUUCUUGCUGAAACAACGGAAACACAAACGACGCCUGAAGAGAGUCCUCGAAAAGUGGAAUUACAGGAAUCUGAAAUGCAAACAAAAUCGCCUGAGCAAACCAAAGAGACUAUGAUGCAAACAAGUCCAACUAUAGUUAGUCCGGAACCUAUACAAGUGUGCGAAGAAUCUGCUCAAACUAGCAUUGAAGAUGUGAAACAAACUACAGAGGAAGAAUCACAGACAUCAGAAAUCAGUCCAAAGAAAACUGAAACUUCUGAUAGUUCAAUGCAAAUAAAAGCAGAAGAAUUGAUACCACAAAUUGAAGAAAGUGUACAAAAUAUUCUCGAAGUAUGUGAGAUCAGCACACAAACAUCACCAAAAGAAGAGAAACAACCAACUGAGACAAUCUCAGUAUCUCAACAGACAACAUACGUUCCUACUCAUACUGUUGAAGUAUCUACGGAAGAUUUUAAAACGGGAAUAGUUGAAACAGAAGAUCUGAGCAAAGUAUCCGUUCCAAUUACCUUAGAAGAGAUAAAGAAGAAAGAGAAAAUAGAUUUAGAAAAAACUCCAGCAGCACCUGAUGUACAAGUACCAAAAAUUGUGAAACCCGUAGAGGAAAUAAAAGAAGUAGAAAUUGUGAAUAAGCUGAUAUCAGAGAUUCCUACAACGGUCCUAGAAAAUAUCGUACAGAUGAAUGCUCCCGUCGAAAAAGAAACAAAACAUGAAUUUUCUGAAGUAUCUAUGAUGGUAGAACGUCCAAAACCGAUGGAAACUAUUACAAAAGAAUCUACACCAUCUUCCAUGUCAGAAAAGGAUAAUACUUCGGAUACGUCGUUUGAAAUCCAUGUUCACGCGACUAUAGAACUAUCCGCCAGUGAUACGCUCGAUAGUGUUGCAUCUGUUAGCAAGGAAACGACCGAUACUUCGCAAGAUACUACGAUUGCCGAAGAUCUCAAAAACGACAUAAUCGCGGAACAUGAUAAUAAAGUAUCGAAACGGCAAAAAAGAAAGAGAAAGCAUAAAACCAUCACUGUAUCGAGCAAAGACAAAUCAGAGCUUGAACCCGCAUUUAGACAAUCCAUAGAAUCUCAAGAUACUGUCGCGAAACUGUCUUACUGCGAUGUUGCCAAACAGCAUACCAGCAGACAAUCUUCGAUGGGAAGUGACGAUAUAUUGGAGGAAACGGCAUCCGAAUAUCCUUCUCAGAUAACAUCUCAGAUCGAACCAGAUGUGAAAUUGGAAGACACCGCAUUAAAAACUAUGAUAGAAAAAAUAAAUCGACGUGAAGAAGGCAUUCAAGAAAUACCUUUAGAUAUUUCAACUACCUCGGAAGUAGUACCUGCAUCGAUGAGUGAUCCAUCUGUAAUCGAUUCGAAUUACAUUCCAGAAACAAUAGUACCUGAAGUAGCAACAAUGCGAAAAACAUUUGCGCUUAGUAGACCGAUGGUAGAACCAUUGUUAAUGUCGUCAGAUCAAAAACCGUUCAUAUCUACGCAAUUAUCACCCGAACCAAUGGAUACUACUGAAGAGCCGCUGACGCCCAUAGAAAUCGAGCAACCUAUUCUAAAUAAAGAAAAUAUUAAACCAUUGCGAACGGAAAUGAAGACGUACGCCGAAGUAAUAUCUGAAACACCAGCAAAAAUAUAUGAAAAGAAAGAACCGCAAUUGUGGAAAGAACCCGUUAUCCAAGUAUCGUCUCCUCAGGCAUUAUCUGCGGCUUUCCUUUUAAAGGAAUCUUUGGGAUAUAGCGCUAAACCGCAACAUCAGGGAACGCAAACGAUGCAAGCAGCUAAAAUAAUAACUGACCGAGUAAAGAAUCUACAGAAUACCAACGAAUCGAGUCAUUUAGGUAAUAUCUUGCAUAUCGCGCAUCUAGAAGAAGUUACCACAGAAAGACUCGCGGAAGAACGCUCGUCGGAUGUUCGCAGAGAACUGGCGCAAUUAAAACAUGCUGUUCAAGAGAAUGAUGUCAUAGUUGUCGAAGAAACUCUCGUUACCGUUGUCGAAACAAUCUCGACUUGGUUAGAAACCAUUGAAUAUCGAAUCUUCCUAAACAGAGAAUGUCCGACUGGACCUUCUGACGAGGACGCCAAAAUGUUUAUUGAAUUGAAAGAUGAGGUGAAUAAUGUAGAAGAAAGUGUCCGUGAGCUCGAUAAUAUUUGGAAGCAAUUAGAGCCAAGCUAUCCGAAAGAGGAACGGGAGAAAUUACGAGAAUGUGUAGAUGCCCUUGAGCAUCAGGUGAAAAUUAUCGAGCAUGUUACUACUGACGGAGAGAAACACGCUAAUAGGCAAUUUGCAAGAUGGGAUGAAUUUCUAAAUAGCAUUAAUAACGUAUAUAGAUUAGUCGAAGAACAACGUAAACAGCUCGAUUACAUAAUCGAAAGCGAGUAUUCCACACAAUGGAAAUUACAGGAACUCGAUAAACUAGACAAUACCAAUCGCUGUCAUAUGUGGAAGACAAGUAGUCUUCUCGAUGCCGCUCGAGAAUUACUGCGCGAUCAUCCCGGCAAGAUUAUACCUGAAGAGAUCUACGCGGCGCAUGAGAUGACAAAGAUCAUCGAACAUGAUAUAUGUAUCGAACGAGAACGUCUUCUCCAAUUGCUUGCUUUAGCCGAAGAAUAUGAGCAAACUCUUCAGGAAUUUGCGCAAAUUAUCGAGAUCGCUGAAAAUUUGCUGGACAGUCCGAUAUCCGCAAUAAGCCUGGAACAUCUCCAGGAAGAGAUGCAGAAGCACAGAAAAUUUUUCGUCAAUCUGAACCACUGUCGCGCAAUUCUCGAAUCAUUGGAAGGCAAUCUAGAUCCUGAAACCAGAGCCAAACACUCUGGUUUGCACGAAGAAUUACAUAGUAAAGCAACGGCGCUGCUCGAUCAGGCAGCUUCAAGAGCGCAACAAAUGGCUUUGGCGGCGUCACGAUGGAUGUUACUCGAGCAAGGUGUAAAAGAAGAAAGAGGAUGGCUCCAGGUUGCACAUCAACGAGUUCCUGAUCUUCAAACGGUGACUUCGACCGACUACGAUCAAUACAUUUCUUUAUAUCAAUCUCUAUCAUUGGAUGUAGCAACUCAUCAUGCACGAUUAAUUCACUUACUCGGUGUGGCACGUAGCCUCCGUGAACUUAUCGACAUCGAGGAUCCUGAAGAUCGAUAUGGUGAAGCUCUAGACGUGAUCGUCAAGCUGCAAGACGAUAUCGAAUCCUCUCUAAAAAGACUAUUGGCUUUUAGAGAGAGCUGGAACAAUCAAGAGAUACUAACAAAUCGCGUAGAACAUUGGAUAAUAAUGGCCGAGAAGGAACUUGCUACAUUACAUGAUCCAUCAGGGAGUUCUAUGCGUCAAUUCUGGGAAUUAAAAGCACAAUAUGAGGUUCACAACAACAUGCGUAAUGAAGCGGACAAUUACUUCGAGCAAGCUUUACGAAUUAUACCUCUGUCGGACGAAAUGUUGCAGCGACAGUUUCACUAUGAGUUGCAGGGUCGUUGGAAUGACAUUAGUGAUAAGAUCAACGAAAUUCAAGAAGAUGUCACUCGCAGCAUUUCCUCGGACGAGAUCUCGUCGAACGAGAAACUAAAAUUACUCGAGAAGGAACUAAAUGAGUUACGAAUAACCAUCAAUAGUUUCCAUGGAGUGCUGAAGACAGAAGAAGAACUAGACCUAUACGUCGAAAGACUCACGAUAUUGUUCGAAAGAAUCUCUUUGAUUCAGAACGAGAUAGGUAGAUUAGGUCUUUUACCAGCGGCGGAGAGUGAAAGAGUCGGAAUAUUAUUAUCAUCGGCGCGUUGCAUAGAAGGACAGAUAAGCGAAGAACUAGAUUCGGCACAGCUACUCAGAGAAAAGAUUCAGGCUCUUCAACAUGGAUUAAGUCGCUUUAGGAAGGCUCACAAAAGAUUAUCGAUGAUAUUGGAUCAAUGCGAAGGUAGCGAAAGACAAGAAAGCGAUCUGGUAGCCGCGGCUGUAGAUCGUUGUCAAUCUGUCGCCAAUGAGUUAGCUGUCCUCUGGCAAGAUCUAAUGGCAUUAAGACAGAUGCUGCAUAAUUUACCAACCGGCAUGAGAGUGACGGUGUCGCCAGUGGGCAUAGAAAGAGACUUGUCCAAUAUACAGGAUGUACACACCGAACUUGAAUCCAGAUGCGCGCAUCUGCUUUCGUUGCUGACGAAUAGAUUGGAGUUAUGGCGACGAUUCGAGAGGCAGCUGGAAAUGGUGCAACAAUCCGUUCAAGAAGCGGAUUAUAUGAUGGAAUUGUUAACCGUCCAAGACUCCGUUGAUUACGACAGAUUGCUGAAGGCCACGGAGCGCCUCGAGGGUUUGAACGGCGAUUUGGGUGCUCGAGAAGUUCUCAUUGGCGAAUUACGUACCGCUGCCGAGCCUCUGCGGGAGAGUUGCGCCGCAGAGGUCCGCGAGAGGGUCGACGCCGCAGUAAAUGAGGCCGUACAGGCUUGGGAGGACACAAGGGCCGAAUUGGAUGCCCUUUGCACCCGAUAUCAACACGCGUGCAGGCUCUGGCAGCAAUACAGAGAUUCUAGCGCCGCGGUGAAGGCCUGGGUAGAUACCCAAAUGAACAGUGUGGUAAAUUUGCCACCGGAGGAAGCAGUCAAGCAAGUUAAGGUUUGCGAGGAGACACUGGCGGAGCACAAAGAAAGACUAGCGGAACUACGCGGUCUGGUGGCACAGAUCGCAUCGGAUGUGGGUUUGGACGCUGGUGGACCGCUGCACUGCGAAGUUGAAGCGCUAGGUCAACGACUCGAAGAUGUUCGAGAAACCUUGUCGACCCUCGCGGACACGGUGGAUGCCCGUGUCCUCAACCAGGAACUUGCCCGCGGUGAUCUAUGCCAGACGAAAAAUUUCCUGGAUUCGGUCCAACAGAGUCUGACAGCGGUGGGUCAAGGCGAGUCUAACGAACAACUGACGGUAUUACGAAAUCACCUACUCGCGUUAACCCGAACCGAGCCGCAGCUUCAAUCCAUCAAGGAUCGCGCGUUAGAUGUUUCCGUGCAAGAACCGUCGGUGGUUGAGGUGGUCCAGUUAUGGCAACGCGUAUUUCAAGAAACCUUCCAGCAGUAUCACCGUUUGUCGACACGAUUAAUCCGCUCGCAAGACGUGAUUGCUGCGUUAAAGCUUUGGGAGGAAUAUUUGACGCAUGUGCAAGAUUUUCUGUCGAGCGGUAUGCCAGGUGAUUACAACAGUUUAUCGGAGCAUCGGAAUCUCUGCGAGGUUCAUCGAAAGCUGUUGCCUGAGCAGCAGAAUCUCAUUUUAACGGUGCGACAAGAGGAAGAUCGUGAUCGAUCGGUUACCGAGCAAUUCAAUGCCUUAACAAAUCUUCACAAUGAGACAUUGGCGAGAAUAUUGGAGCGACAUGCGACAGUGCGUGACAGAAUAUCGGCCUGGGAUAGAUAUAAAUUAGAUCAAAGGAAAUUGUUGACGUGGUUAAAGGAAGUUGAAAGAGAACGGCAACGCAUGCACCUACAGUUCAUCCACCUGAGAAGGCUUGAAAAGAUUCUGCAAAGAAUUCAGGCGCUGUUGGACAAGAUGCCAGUUGGCGAGACUCAGACAGAGUCUCUUCAGGAACAACAGGAAUACCUCCUAACUAAUUGCGACGAGGCGCUGGCCGUCUCGAUACGCAUGGAACACGCUGCAAACGUACAACGGAUCGCAAAUUUGCGAGCCGGUUUGGAAACCUGGAGGGAUUUUGUUCAACGAGUGCAGAAAUUGCAUGAAGAACACGUCAAGCAAUCUGAGAUGAUCGUCACGACCUUCCAGGAAAUUGGCCAAACAUUAAGCGCGGGCUUCCAUGCGGGACCAACAAGUCUAUCCAGGACGAAAGAACAACUCGACUCGCUUGAACAUUUGAGAACUCGCCUAGCUAACGCGCAACGCAAUUUGGAAUCUCUUGGUGUAAUCACGGAACAAUUGAGAGAGUGUUUGAGCCCGAGCGACAUGAAGACAUUAAAUCAACAAGACGCGCUUCUGACGCAACAACAUGGCGAUCUUGAAUACCAAUUAGCUUUAUUAUCAUAUAGACUCGGAGAACGUUGUGCUCUUCAUGGUCGAUGGGAAAAUAGAUUAAAUAAACUGUUGUCGUGGAUAGAAGAUGCAGUGACCAGAACGCAGAAUCAUGACACGAUGUCAUUGGACGAACCUGAAGAGGCACUGAAGCGGCUUGAGUGCGAACUACAGACGGAGAUGAGUUUGAAACAGCGCGAACUCGAGUGGUUACAGAAUACCGGGCAAGAGCUAAUAGAAGUCGCCGAAGAGACAGAGAAAGCAAAACUCCAGCAAUCCUUAGACGAAGUCAACGAAAAGUGGAAUCGUCUAAUGGCCGGCGAUAAAGCAAGAGCUAACAAGCUGAUCGAUCUAAUUCAAACUAUGAACUCAUUGCUCAAGAGGAUAGCUGAUUUACGAACUUGGCUGACCGGCAUCGAAGGUCAGCUAUCGGAAGCUAUCAUUAUUGAGAAACUCAUACAGAAAAACAUCGAUAAAAAGCUCGAAGAUCACGACCAUCUCAAGAUCACUAUUGAGGCUGAAAGCGGUAAUAUCGGCGAGGUGCUAAAUUUAUGUGAAAUCCUGUUAAACGAUUGCGACACGUGGAAAGCUUCUUUUAACAUGGACGCGAUAAAAAACGGUAUGGAAAGUCUAGAGAAACGAUGGAAAGCUGUGUGCAUUAAAUCUACCGAACGCAAGCGAAAAAUCAUGAUGAUUUGGAAGCUGUUGCAAGAGUUGGAAAAAAUCAGAUGCGAGCAUGAACCAUGGCUAGUAAAAACAGAGAAAUCUCUGUUGAAGUUGGAGAACGAUCUUACAGAGAUCUCGAAAGAAGAAUCAAGAAAAAUAACUGAGAAAGCUAAAUCGAUCGCGAAAGAUAUCGAAGCUCAUCAGAAGGCCUUGAAAAUCCUAGAACAGAUAUUUGGACGUCUGGCCAAGUCCGGAUUGGAUACCGACAAUUUUAGAUCUCUUACGGCCGAGACACGGAAGAUCAUUGACAGGUGGUUGGUUCUGGAGACAAGAAUCAACGCCAUUAUCUCGAGCAUUCAACGGGAACAAAAGACUUACCGCGAGUUCGUAUCCACACAUGGCACUGCAGUAAUGGGCCUGACGCAGGUGGAUGUUCGCCUAACGCAAAUGCAACACCUCGCUACACCUGAGCAAAGAGCAUCGUUGCGACGAAGGCGUCAACAGUUGAGUGAAAUCGAGGAAGAGCUCGAUACUCAAAAUGUUACGCUGCGCAAAGCAGACGAAUUAGCAUUGCGAGUUAUGCAGGAGAGCAAUCCUGACGACGUGGCCGCGAUUCAGGAACUGGUAGACGAAUAUCAACUUCUAUGGCGGGAUAUCAAGUCACGAGUAAUCGCGCUGAAAGCGGAACUGGAAACGCAAGAAAGAUCGGAGGUCGACGAGGCCGUACAGGUAGAAACUUUGAAAUUUGAGCGAGAUACCGCGGUUCAAGUAGACACCCUACCAAGACUCAUCAGGAUGACUUCAUGUGACGCGUAUUUGAUGGAAUUGGAAACUGCCUUGAACGAAUGCAACAACGCCCUAAAUGCUUUGGAAGCAACGGUAACACCUGAUCCCGUUUCCGGUCCUGGGCUCAACGCGGCUGCUAAAACUAUCGCUAAACUAAUCGGAAGUUGCCAGUCCUCGAUAGAACUGGUACGCCAUCUUCAUAAUCUGCUCAUGGAAGACGACAAAUUGAGUUUAGGAACUGCUAAAAGUAGCGAGGUAACAACACUAAUAGCUCGAUACGAAACACUCAUUGCACUAGCAAGAGCACGUGAACAGCAAAUCAGAGAGCUCAGAUCGCCAGUCACCGAUGCUUACGCUUUUCCAUGUGACCAUGAUAGUGGCAGAUUGACCUGUCCAUUAUGCUCUCGUCGUAAUUGGGCUCAACUGGACAAUGAUUUAUGGCGUUUGGACAAAUGGUUGGAGUACGCCGAAGGUACGCAGAGUGAGCAGCAUUCGCCGCCCAAUGAUAUAGAACAAUUGGAGGAUGUAAUUCAGGAUCAUCGCGAGUUUCUAUUGGAUCUCGACAGUCAUAGGAGUAUUGUAACGAGUCUGAAUAUAGUCGGUACUCACCUAGUCGAUCAUACUGAAGAUACGGAACGUGCGAAGGAGCUUCGUGACAGAUUGGCUGUGGCAAACAGCAGAUGGGAGAAAAUUUGUACAGCUGCUGUGGAAUGGCAGGAUCAGUUGCAGCACGCCCUCAUGACGAAUCGCCAAUUUUAUCGUAUUAUAGAAGAGUUAUUAAGUUGGCUCGAACGCACUGAAGUCAGCAUUAGAGCAAGCGAACCAAUCGAUUUGACCGAAUCUAGCAAUAUCCUAGAAGCAAAAUAUAAUAAAUUUAGGGAACUGCGAAGUGAUCUGGAGCGUUGCGAGCCGCGAGUAAUAUCGUUACAGGAUGCAACUAAUCAUCUUUUGGAUGAACAGACAGAAACUAGAACGCGUCUGCAAGAACUGCGAUUAAGGUUACAGUCGUUAAGAAGACUCACAGGAAUCUAUGCCCUUAAAUUAGGAGCUGCCCUCGGGCUGGACCCACGGGAUAUCGGUCUCGCUGCUACGUCUACAUCCCUUGCAUCUCUCUCACAUGACCUGCUCGACGAAGCUGCCUCUGGGACUGUUCAGCCUCACGCCACCGGCACAGAUGGUGACGAAAGAGACCAAACGGUAUUGGCACGUGGUUAUCGCUUCUUAGGACGAGUUCUACGAGUUUCUCUUCCAAUUCAAGCAUUGAUGCUGUUACUGCUUGGCGUCGCAUCUCUGGUACCAUCUGCAGAAGAAGACUACAGUUGUAUGCUUUCUAACAAUCUCGCGAGGAGCUUCACGCCAAUAGCUUUUUAUCCGAAUGGACCUCCACCGGUAUAACAGUAAAUAACGUUUAAAGACCGUAUUCUUGAAUAAUAUCAUAUACAAAAAUACUACAGAAAUUUAUAAUAUACGUAUAUUAUACAUAAUAGCGUAUAUUAUAGUAUUUUCAUCCAUUUUGAUAUGCGACAUUUUACAAGAAUACGGUCCCUGUCGUUUUGUUGCGUGUCACUUUGCCAACUUAAGAUUGAUACUUCUCAUGGGGCAUUGACGAGGCAAGCCAAUACAAAGCCGAUCAAAUUUCUUUACCUUUACCUUGCGUAAUUAGCAUUGAAAGAUACGAAAUUCAAACUGCCUUUAGCUUUCUUCGUCAAUGUUUUUAUUGACUGCAGCCGCAGUGCGCGUAUCACAGGAAUCUUUAUAUAAUAUAUGUAUAUUGUAAUUUUACACACGACGAAUUUGUACGUAAGUAAUUAAUGUAACGGACCAAGCGGUGACUGAAAAUAUGUAGCCGACGCGAAAACACAUUCUUUAAUUUAUUAUUAUUAUUAUUAUUAUAUAUAUAUAUACAUAAUAUUGUAUAUUUCGUUAUAAAUUCAAUAUGCGUGCAAUAUCAUGCUCCUUCCCGUGCGAAGCGUGCACACGGUCAAAUGUCUCAGUAUCAUAAUGAAUAAUACCUAUCUUGACAAAGUAUUUAUUGUAAAGACAUUGACUGACUUGAAACGUUCGAAUGUAUGUACAAUAUAUCGACCUUGUAUAUUAACCCUUCAAUUGCGAAAGGUAUAUGUAUACAUAUGACUUUGAGAAAGUUGCCUUUCAUUUGCGGGAAAACCAUAUAUAUGUAUAUAUUAAUUUGUAGUUGAAAUUUGGAGCAUUCUUGAAGCGAAAAUUAACAAUUUGUCCAAAUUCAACAAGCUUAUAAAAAUGAAUAUAUAGCUAAAACAA
Trachymyrmex septentrionalis is the source of this 48814-nucleotide messenger RNA. RefSeq names its product nesprin-1 (gene Msp300). Gene Ontology annotation, cellular component: nuclear outer membrane; meiotic nuclear membrane microtubule tethering complex; cytoplasm. NCBI's taxonomy places the organism in Eukaryota, Metazoa, Arthropoda, Insecta, Hymenoptera, Formicidae. The coding region runs from base 53 to 47929 and encodes 15958 amino acids. Gene Ontology annotation, biological process: nuclear migration. The record is from RefSeq and is a predicted model, not a curated record. Gene Ontology annotation, molecular function: actin filament binding. The transcript is spliced from 54 exons.